AUGGAGAGAAGUAAGGAUACAUAUCAGCAUGGCAUACUUAACCAAGGAGAUGAAAAUGAGAUGGUAAGAUGAUAUAUUUACUCUCUGGAAUUUUUUUUUUAGAAGGUAUAUUGUAUCCUCAAAAAGCACAGUAUGUUUGCUUUUAGACAUACAUAAGUUAUGUAUUUUUUUAUUAAAGCAUAGUCUAAAAAAGGCCCUUCUUCCCGCAGAUAAUCAAAAACAUGAGUACAGGUUUUUUUCUUAUAUGUUAGUGGAUUUUCAUAGACAUUCAUUUUAAAUACAAACUGUAACAAUAUUGGCACCUCAACAAAUAAUAUACUAAAGAUUCACAUACUUACAUUUGUUGAUUGCUGUUUCAUUUAGUCUAAAUUAUUGUAUUAUUACAUUAUUGGAUUUUUGUAGAAACCAAAAACACUUCUUGCUGUGUGCAGGCACCUGCAAGUCCCUCAAAUGCCAAGAGCCACACAUUCAGUGGCAUAGACAAAACACCAGGAUGCAAGUUUGUGUUACUAGAAUGUAGGCAGGGCAUGAUAGAUUGUAUUUUUUUUGUGUGUCUGAUUUGAAAGUAGCACAUAUUCUUAGAUGCAUAUUGAACUUUCUGUGGUCCAAGCCUACAGCAAAGAAACUUGGAAUUUAUGUCUAUAAAAAUAACAUCAAGUUACGUUAAUGGACACUGUUUUUUUUUGUUUUGUUUUUUAAAACUUGUUUUAUUAUGAUUGAAAACAAUAGCAGCACAUAGCUAUGAUGUAGCUUAGCCACACAAUUUAUUUGACUGGCUAUAACAUCAAAAGAAGACAGAUAGGGGGAAUUUCCCAUUUAAUCUUCACAACUAAAUUCCCAGAUCUGCACUAGUUAUCAAGACAGAAAACAAAGGAUAUGAUUAUUUUUGGUGUGAACUACUUUUGUUUAAAACUAAUAAACACCUUGGUCAAAGAAAAUUAAACUGUGUUUAUGUACUAACAAGAUUAACACCUUCUCUAGGCAUUAGUUUAAACACAAUUCUGACAGUAUGCUCACAUACCCAGAAAUCAUGUAUAUGCAAUUUAACCAAUUGCAGGUGAAGUUCGUUUAUUGAAAAUACAUUUCUUUGGAAAUAAGUGCCUAUAGCACCUAUAGGAGACAGAGCUACUAUUAGAGUACUGACUCUCAGGGGUACACUGCUACUGCACAGCUAAUGAGGAUAUCUAAAGAUCUCACUAGCACUCUCAUUCCCACAUAGCUACCCACCACAGCCUCAGUAACCACUCCACACAGUGCCAUCCUCCCAAAUACAGUCACCUCCACAUAUGCAGUCACUACCUCACAAAUGUAGUCACCAUCGUACACAGACCUCCACCACAGACACAGUCACUCAUAGACAUAGUUACCAACCCACAGAUGGUAACCCCCAGCACACACAUAGUCACCUCCCCAAAGAACCAGAAAGAUAGAUAUACACUCAUAGAGACACACAAGGAUACUCACUCCAGGCACAUUCUGAGUCACACCAUCAGACAUGCAGUGUUACUGGAUUUAAGGACACUAUAGUCACCACAAUAUUAGCUUAAUAAAGCCAUUUUGGUGUUUCGAUUGUGUCCCUGCAGUCUCUCUAUUUCAUUUUCUUCCACUUAGGAGUUGGAUCACUUUUGUUUCUGACCAUGGAAACCUAGACACACCUCUCUUGGCUGUGACUGAAAAUAAAUAAAAUGGUUUCAUUUUCAAUCAGAUGUUAACUUGCUUUAGAGGUUUUAUUUCCUGCUCUGUAAAUCAAACAUUAAAUCACAUACAGGAUGCUCCUGAAAGAUGUAGCAAGCUAUUACCAGUGCAGGAGAUAAGAAAUUCUAAAUUAAACAGAAUUUGCAAUAAAGGAAGUGUUAACUUUAGAUCUAAUUUUAUAGGAAGUGUUUAUGAAGGCUGUGUACAUUACAUGCAGGAAGGUGUGGCUAGGGCUGUAUGAACAAAGUGAUUUAACUCUUAAAUGACAGAGAAAUGAGCAGUGAGAUUGCAGGGGCAUAAUCUAUAGACCAAAACUGCUUCAUUAAACUAAAGUUGUUUUGAACACUAUAGUGUCGCUUUAAGUGUCAAUAAGUAAAUAGUGAGUGGCAGGCACUCCAAAGCAAUUUCCAAAUUUUGGUGAAGGAGUGUUGAGUACCUUUAUUUUAUUUAUUUGUUAUUUUCCGUAGGAAACCUUUGGUUACAAGGCACAGUCAAUUCGAAGAAUGGUUUGUGUUUUUGGAUACAUCAUCUCCUGUGGCUUUCUUUGGCUUAUAUUCUACUGGAAACCAGAGUGGCAUGUGUGGGCACAUUGUAUUCCAUGCAGCUUGCAAGAAGCUGAUACUAUACUACUUAAAACUACAGUAAGACCAUAUCUAUUCUAAAUGCCAUAAAAUUGAAUGUAUAUAACUGUAAAUAAAUAAAGCAAUAAAACUGAUAAACGGUAAAGCUGAACUCAUGGGUUAUUUAACUUUGCUAUAUUGUUGUUUUUAUGAAUCUUCUAACACAUCUGCUCCCAAGAAGGCUAGUUGGUCACAGUAGUAUAAACACAUGAUAAAAAAUGCCUCAGUAUUGUUCGAUCUUCUGAUGAUUAUGGUUCUUAUGGACACUAACCUGUAAGAAGAUCAAAAUAAUGAUUACCAUACAUAAGCCAUUACUAAUCACCCCCUUCCCAAAACAAAAUAUAGUAUUGGGAGUCCAUUGGAUUACAUAUAAAAUAAGUUACUUGCAAUAUUCCCAAAGUGAAAAAAUAAAUAAAAUGAACUUACAAAAAUAAAAAUAAUAAAUAAAUAAUUAUACAUGUGUAUAUAUCAUGUAUUUAUUUUUAUUUGAUUAUUUUUAUUUACCUUGGCAACAUUGUAAGAACAAAAGAGGAACAGGGAUGCACAAAAUACAGUACUAACUGCUGGGGUAGGGUACAUUUGUACCCCGAUAUAACUACCAUUUCUGUGAGGUGAGGUGGAGAGUAAUUGUAGCAGGUAGAUGACUUCGAAAAUUACUUUGAACUGUGAAUCGAAUCUCUGUUAAAAGAACUAUUGGCACUGAAAAGGUAACACACAACGCAUGUUUUUAAAAAAAUUACUUUUUCUCCUGUUGGAUGAUCUGGAGACAGACUAAAAGCCAGAGACUCAACAUGUAAUUGCUCAGCUGAUCUCAAAGAGUAGAAGUUGAUAAGCACUUUCUCCAGAAAACUGUUUUUUUUUUAAAAAAAAAUGGUUAAUCCAAGCAUCAUGACAUCUUUAGUGCUUGGAGUCUGUAUGUGCAGCAUUUUACUGAGCAUUGCAGCAUAUAAAGAGUUAAAGCACUUUUCUGAUGGCGUUUAAUUCCAACAGUGUCAUUAGCCAGCCUGGAACAAAAGUUCUGGACUGACAAAUGUGAAUUAUGUGCAUAUUUGUCAUCUGUUGUCAACACAAGUAGCGUGCAAUAGGGGGUGGGUGAUGUCACCAGAGGAUUAUCCAGCUACAGAGAGAACUUGGCCUCUGUUCUUUCUUUAUUAUUUUUAAGGGGGGGGGGGAGGGGCAUACAACAAGGGUUACACAUUCAAAAAACGUGUUUUAUUAAAAUACUAUCUUUUGGUUGGAGUAAACCUUUUAAAUGUAAUGUUGACUUGGAUAUUAUUAAUUAACAUUUUUUUCUUCAUGUAAUCUGCCUAGUAACCUGUGUUCGUUAAUGUAAUAUGAAAUAUAUAAAAUCUGAAGGUAGAAUUAUGAGGAUGGAAAUAUCUCCUUGUAUAUAAUUAAUUUUAAUAAGCAAUUAACACACAAAAAACAUAUUUUUAGGAUAUUUUAAAAUAUACUUCUUUUUACUUAUUGGAUCCAUUGGCAAUUGAGCCAUGGAUUUUAAAGCUAUCUAAAGUAUUCAAAGCAAACUAUGUCCUGAUAGAGACAUAAAGUAUGAACUGUAACUUUACUGCCCCCUCUACCCCCUGCACACACACCUUUAUCUGUAAUUAUUUACAUGGUAACUGGAGCUUGAAUGUUUUUUUUUUUUUAUUACAUGUCUGCUUGUGUAUUGGCUUAUUAGUAAUAUUGUAACUUAUUUAGCACUGUUUACGCAACGAGCGAAACUUCAACUAUACUUGUGCACACCUAGGAUGAAUUUGAGCAAUACUGCAGAAAAAAUGUGAUUUGGAUCCAACCGCAGAACCUGAAUAUAUCAAAAACAACCACAACUGUGACGCCUGUGAUUGCUGACAGCAAAUCAAUUAUCAGUAAAUCCAUUCAAAAGCCUGACUUGAAGGUAAGUUGUCCUAAUGAAUAGACAAUUAAUAAUAUUUUCCCAAAGUAAAGUUAAGGUAGUCCAAAACACAUAAUAAGGAACAUUAACUUAAUUUAGAUAUACAACAAUAAAAAUAAGUCACAGACGUGCAACAUUUUACAUUAUAUGUUUCCUAGAGAAAAGUGCCAUCUAUACUUAAAGAAAAAAAGUCGAAAAAUGUAUGCUGACUUAUCCUAACCCUAUAUAUCUCAGAUCCAGCUUUUUAUUGCCCUAAAAUAUAAAAAUUUUAUGUGUAAUGAGUAUAAUGAGUAAUAAAGCACAUCACUGGCGUGAAACAAAAUAUCUUGUCACAUCACAAACCUUAAUCAAAUAACUCCAGGAGGAUUGUGCAAUGUGUCUGUAGGUGUUAAUAUCAUGUGGAAAAAAAAAUUUGUUCCUCAGUCUUUAUAAAUGAAUAUUGAUUUCUCAGUCCUUUCUCUGGGAUCUAAAACCAGGUACACUUUGUCUUAACUGAAUCUGUAAAACAAGGCACAUAAAUUUACAAUAAUAUAUACAGAAUUAUGGAGUUAAAUUCCAUUAAAAUUCUAGGCAAACCCUAUGUGAGCCUUCUCCAUCAGGAUUCUGGCUGGUCCUUCUUGUAAAAAAGCUCAGUAGGUUAAAAGAAUAUAGGCAAUACAUUUAUAUACCACACUCCUGAGAGAUCCAAACACAAUUGUAGGAACCAUCAAUUAAAGAGGCAAUAGGCUUGAUUGCAAUAGGCAUAUUUCAUGGAAAAACCACAUCAUGUAUAAAAAAUGAUAUAAAAAAAUCUUUACACCACAUACAUUAUGAAAAAGAACUGAACACAUUUUGAGGCUUCUCAUAAACACUUCCUCAGCAGUAAAAGGCAUCAAAAUAUCUUUAGCUUAGUGAAACAGUUUUCAGUACAAAUCAUGCCCUAUGCAGUCUCAUUGCUCAAUCCUCUGUCAUGCAGGAGUAAAACCACUUUUGUUUCUGUUUAUGCAGCCAUCGCAGCAGUCACACAUCUCCUGACUGUGACUCACGUAGCUUGCAUGAAAAAAAAAAUCAGUUUCAUUUUCAAACAGAUGUUACAUUACCUUAGAGGUUUUUAACUCAUGCUCUGUAAAUUGAACUUUAAUCAUACACAGGAUUUACUUGCAGGGUCUAGAAGGCUAUUAACAGAGCAGGAGUUAAGAAAUUCGUAUUUAUCAACAGAAAGUGCAAUAAAAAAAGGAUUAAACAUCUCACUUUACAGGAAGUAUUUAAGAAGGCUGUGUAAGUCACGUGCAGGAAGGUGUGGCUUUUGCUACAUAAACAAAGUAAUAUAAUGCCUAAAUAGCAGAUAAUUGAACAAUGAGACUGCAGGGCCAUGAUCUAUACACCAAAACUGCUUCAUUAAGCUAAAGUUGCUUUGGUACUUACAGUAUCCCAUUAAUGUAGUAAGUAUAGAAUCUGUGCAAAAUUGAAGGUUGUCUGUUUUUUGCCCUGUAUUCCAAGGAAGCAAUGUUAAUCCAAUACUUGGGAAGUUGAUAUAAUUUCUCAUUUACAUUAAUAGGUUAAAAUGAUACGGGUUCAAAAAAUCAGCUAUGUUUGGGACCAAGAAGAACAGAAAUUUGAAAGAGCUGGGUAAGAACACAAUUCUAAUUGUAUACCUUUUACCUGCUAACAUUACAACUUCUAAAAUAAUUUACUGUUAAAUGGUUUUUCAGUGUUUUGGAGGAUAGCCUAUCCUGUUAUGAUAUCCACUCUAAGUUUGCAUAUGGACUGACAACUGAAGAGCAAAACAUCAGGUACUGCACAGGUGUUAUUUGUUGAAUUUUUAUGUAUUUGUGUAUAAAAUGUGUGUAUAUUUAAAAAUAUUACAUUGUUUAUACUUACAAAUGUAGCAACACAUAUUUUGCAUAAAAAUAUAUUUAAUGCGUUCUCUCUUUUUUUUUUCACUAUCUCCUGUCAUUUUGUUGUACAUAUAACUAUGUUGUGUUUGUGUCUUGGAUAUGUUACAUGGGUUUCUUUUCCAGGCUUAUUUAUUUCCUGCACUGUAUGUCUCUCUGCUAAGUAUCAAAUGCAUAUUGUUUAAAGGGACACUAUAGUUCACAGAACAACUACAGCUUAUUGAAUUUGUUCUGGUGAGUAGAAUCAUUACCUUCAGGCUUUUUGCUGUAAACAUUGUCUUUUCAGAGAAAAUGCAGUGCUUACAUUACAGCCUAGUGAUAACUUGAUGGCUGUUAGAGAUCCAUCCUGGGUCAUUGCUGCCUAAAAUGCAUCCAAACAUUCAGUGUCUCCUCCUUCUGCAUGCAGACACUGAACUUUCCUCAUAGAGAUUCAUUGAUUCAAUUCAUCUCUAUGAGGAGAUGCUGAUUGGCAAGGACUGUGUUUGAAUCAUGCUGGCUCUGCCCCUGAUCUGCCUCCUUGUCAGUCUCAGCCAAUCCUAUGGGGAAGCACUGUGAUUGGAUCAGGCUACCACUUCUGCUGAUGUUAACAGGCAGUGGGCAGGUCUAAUAGUGCUCCUUUAAAGUCUAAGUGGAAGAAUAGUUUGGUCCUAAGAUAGUACAUGGGCCAUUCCAUGCCUACAUAGCACUGGUUUUUGAUUAGUGGGCCGAGGCCAAAAAAACACCUUAACUUCUUGGCUAUAAUAAUAAUAACAAAGUGUUUAACCUAGAAUGUCAGCAUUUAAAAAAAAAAUGAGAUUCACAUUUGGUAAAUUUGUCAAAGUAAAUUUGUAUGACUAAUGCUUGCCAGUGAAAACUCUCAUUUCUGUUUAAACAAUUGUACUAGCUGUCAGAUUGACUGACAAGUGUGUGUUCCAAAAUGACUUCAUAAAAGUGACAACUUAUUUUUAAAUCUGCACUUAUAUUACUUGGGACAAGGUAGCUUGCAGUCUAAAGCUGAAGUGCUUUAGGAGUUUGGAACAGCCCUUUAGUAAGUUUGUAAUAACUCAAAGAAAUUGAGUCUCUUUGAAAUAUUUCUCUCUUUGAAGUGUGCCCUAAUCAAAAAAGUUUGGGAACCAUUGUUUUAUAUCAAAUUAUCUUAUCAGUAAAUCUUUAAGAAAUGUGGACAUUAACAAUACCACUCAUUGAGUUUUAAACUAAGACUUUGCUUUGCAUUCCACAGAAGAUCAAUAUGUGGACUGAACAAAAUUGAGGUUGAUGUUGUGCCAAUUUGGAAGUUACUUUUAAAAGAGGUAAUGUACACAAAAGUACACAAAAGUAGUAUAUGGAAAAAUAUAACAACAUAGGCUUUGCAUUCCAUAAACUCACAAAAAGAACAUAAGUAAUCAAGUCUGUCUUCUGUAUUUUUAUUUUCUAUCCUCUCCAGGUUUUAAAUCCAUUCUAUGCAUUUGAAGCGUGCAGUCUGGCUCUGUGGUUUGCAGUGGGUUUUAUAGAAUACUCAAUUGCCGUUAUUAUAAUGACUCUUAUAUCUAUCAUCUUUACUGUGCAUGACCUCCGGAAGGUGUGUAUGAAAACUAUAGCACGUAAUGUAACACAAUCAGUCCCUUUAGAAUGGAGGUCAGAAAUUGCAUUUUAAUUCCUCACACUCAUAAGCAACUCUGAUAGAAGAACGUUCUAGAAUUAACUAGAACAGCCGCUCAAUUGAUAAAUGGAUCAUUUCCAGUACCUUUUUUAAAUGCGUAGGUCAGACCUCCAGCAGAGCCAUUUCAUCCAUGUAUCCUUUUAUGGUUAAUAAAAAUAGCACAGGUGACUUGGGUAACAAUAAAACUUAUACACCUCAAAAAAUACUUUAAAAACACAUUGUCCUUCCUAUUAAAACACGUACCGUUUAUUAUACAGAAAUAAAUAGUGAUUGCUUGUUUAUUUGUAGAGAAUUUGAUUAUCUUUCCAAUUAUUGACGCUUUUGUCUGUGAUUGAUGCACUUGAAAGAAAUAGCUAAAUGCACUAAACACCACAGUCGUAUACCUGAAGGGCUGGGGUGAUUUGGAAUCUUUGUGUUCUAAUUAACUGUAACACUAAAAGGGCGCAAUAAAGUAGAUGUUUGUCACUAAAUGUUAACUUAUUGCAAUGUUUACAGCAUGAACAAAAUAUAAAAUGAUAAUUAUAAUUGUGAAACUGAUGUAAUAUUUCUUUCUGAAGGAAUCUGUAAAGCUUCACAAUCUAGUUGAAUCCAAUAACAGUGUAAAAGUCACUGUGCGCCACAAAAAUGGAGGUAUGUUAAACUGAUAAUUGAUGUAUUGCACAAAAGCUAUUCCAGAACAGCAGCCUGUACACAAAAUUAAUAUACAAUGUGUCAUAUGAUUCAGAAUAACUGCCAUGAGAUAUAUAUAUACACAUUUUUUUUAAUGAAAAAUACUUGAAGACAUAUUGCAGUACUUUAAACUGAGCUAAACUUUAUAUUAUUUAUCCGUUACAUCUAUCAAUUAUGCUGUUAGCAUAUGUAAUAAAUUAUGAACUAAUAGACAAAUUUAGAGUCUGUAACAAAAAAGCAUGGAUCGUGCAAAACGAAUGUAAAAGUUUAGUGCUCAUUUUUUUUUCCAUGCUAAAUGGUAUUUAGGGUCAGUUGUUUUUUUAUUGUCAUGUGAUAUCUGUCAAAAUGCUCAGUUUUCAUUGACUUUUUACCUAAAUUAUAUGGUCUACACAAUAUUGUUCCUCAUAAAUUUUCAGUAGCAAAAAUGAAGCAAACGUUGAGCAGAGCUAAAAACAAACUCGAAAAUAUGAUAAUCCUUUGUUAGGCUAACCAUUCUGUAUGUUAUAUUUUUUAACCCACUAUGCCCAGCAACUGCACCGUGGCUUUUAAAUCAUAGCUAUCUGGCUUAUAUCCCUGUACUACACUAGGCAGCUUUGCUCUUUAUUACUUUGUUUGCCACAGUGUGUACUAUGCACAGCAAGGUGCCCAACAAAUGUGGAAAUGCAUAAAAUGAAUAACCAUGAGGUUUGAAUGUUGCAUUCUUAAUGAUACAUAAUAUAAAUAAACACAAGACAACUUCUUUUAUCCAAUUUGUUUAUUCAGUACUUCAAUAUUGUACCUUGGAGAAUGGCCGUGAACCUUUAUUACGGAUUUCAUAAUUCCACUUUAAACAUAAAACCAUAAUUUAAAACCAAACCGAAAUAUUAACCAUUAAAACUUUCCACCAUUAAAACUUUCCAACUUUCCAAGGCCCCCCACCAAAGCCAGGAGCCAUAAAUUCCAAGGCUCCGCCCCCACCAAAGCCAGGAGCCAUAAAUAUAUAUCAUAAAACCAAUUUUAUAAGCCAAAUCCACCCUCCUGUGAUGCCCAGGAGGGUGACUUAUAUCCCAUAAUAAGGUCACGACAAGAAGGGAGGGUGGGUGGGAGCAGCAGCUCAGUUAUAUUUAAAAACGGCCAACCUUGAUAGUUGUCUGGCACAAGCUGAGGUAAAUAAUUUGGCGCCUUUAAAUUUAUACUCAUUUUCCCGCCACUGCUUAUCUCGUGCUGCGAUCUACCAAUCAGGGCUCUUGCCCUGAUCACGACCUUCCCGCCCUGCUAAUAGCGCGUGCUGCCCUGCACCUAACCCUCACUGCGCUCUGCUGCUAACCUAAACUGACCAAUACUUACCCAACAGCCUCUGCUCCAUCAAACCUCAUGAGGCUUGCUCCUUAUGCAGUCCGCGUGCCCGACAUGAGGUUUGAAUGUUGCAUUCUUAAUGAUACAUAAUAUAAAUAAACACAAAACAACUUCUUUUAUCCAAUUUGUUUAUUCAGUACUUCAAUAUUGUACCUUGGAGAAUGGCCGUGAACCUUUAUUACGGAUUUCAUAAUUCAACUUUAAACAUAAAACCAUAAUUUAAAACCAAACCGAAAUAUUAACCAUUAAAACUUUCCACCAUUAAAACUUUCCAACUUUCCAAGGCCCCCCACCAAAGCCAGGAGCCAUAAAUUCCAAGGCUCCGCCCCCACCAAAGCCAGGAGCCAUAAAUAUAUAUCAUAAAACCAAUUUUAUAAGCCAAAUCCACCCUCCUGUGAUGCCCAGGAGGGUGACUUAUAUCCCAACGCCACCGAGGUUCUGGGAUACCAAACUCGGUGGCCCCCCACCGCCCACGGCCAUCUCCAACAUAGAUUGAACACUUACCUUAAAUAUAUAUCCACACCAACAUCGGACAAAUGAAACGCGCAUUCCUAUAUAAACCUUAGCAACUGCCCUCAAUAACUGUCUUUUAAAAAGACAACCGAAACUGCAAAAACUUUCUAACACUCUAUUUAAGCAGUUUGAAUAGCCUUAUUUUCAUCCAGCAUUGCCUUGGUAUAAUUUCCGACCAAAUAAAAUGAACAUCUCAAAUUUUUAUUUUUUUUUUUUUUGCCACAAAAACCAUAUCCUUCUUAAUUACUUACCACAAAUUGACCGAUUCUAUUGACCCAAUGUUGUUUCCUCCCAGAUGAACCACUAUCACAACUGGUUAAGGAAAACCAAGGUAAAUUGUUGCAAUAACUCAAAUAAAUGUGACCAUUUCACACCACGAAUACCAUUGCCAAAAUAUUUUAACCACUGUGCUUCCAAACCAAGUUUUCACCAUAUGUUCGCUCUUGUGCCCUCUUCCGGGCCCAUACCAUAAACGAAUAACUAAUGACCCAGACAAAAGCCGGCUUCUUAAGACCUAACAAAAGAAGAAAUUAUUAGUAUAUGUACUAAUUUCCAUAAAACCCAUAACUUUCAUAAAUACCAAGUAACCAUUUACCAAUAGAAUAUUUUAUUUAUUUAUCGAAUGAAGCCUGACAUAUACUUGAAAUUGUUAGAGUCUCGGCUUCCCAACGUUUGACUGAUUCCAUCACUUCAACCACACCUUGCCGCUUUGUUUGCAGCUCCAAUUCUAAAAGAACAAGAUGAGUAACACUCCUUGCCCAACCAAAUGAUAUAAUUUUUUUUUUAUUAUUUAUUUAUUUAUUUAUUUAUUUUUAACCUUUAUGAAUUGAAAUUAAGUUAAAGAAUUAAAUCAGCAUGCAUAAAAUGGGCCCUUUACUCUUGGCCUUACUGAUAACUGUUCUUCCGUCACUUUACAGGGCACAAAAGAAACUUUAAUAUUAAACAAUGUCAACCAUAUGUCGUUUCCCUCUUGAACCGUUUAGGUUUUCUAAUAGAUAUCAAUACUCUUAUUGUGCACCAUAACAUCCUCCAACAGCACACCCGAUAAACAAAAUUUACUCCUUGUAUCAACUCACCAAUCCUACAACUGAAAACUGAUAUAAACAGGCAUCUAAAUAACUAACUCAAUGAAGAAUAAUAUACGCCUUCAAAAUCUUCCACUAACUGUGCCAAAACCGAAAAUGUAUUAGGUUUUCUAUUAUCCCUAACCUGACAAACUCUCCUACCACCUUUAACUAGCUGAACUAUGAAAUACUGUUUGAUUGGUUUACCAUCACACAGCUUCAGAAGAAAUCCACCUUUGCUAAAUCACUUGUAACUUUGAUUUAGAAAAGCCCUUUCUGCAUUACAUGAACUAUAAAUUGCACUGCACUCUCCUUAUCCUCUUCUAAUGGAAUUUUACCACUUACUUUUAAAAUUCCCCGCUCAUUCCAUGCCCUUAACUUAAGAAAGCAAAACUGAAGCUGCCACUAAAUUAAUUAUAAGAACACUUAACUGUCCCAAACUAUACCCAAAGGUCUGAUGAAAAAUUGGAUUCCUUUCGCUUCCCGAAACUUCUGUAAUUUUAAACUUGAUAGAGCAUCAACCAGCCUUUUAAUUUUCUUGGUAUAUGCCCGACUUUGCAUUAUUAUUAUUAUUAUUUAUUUUUAUUUUUUUUAUUUUAUUUUUUUUAUUAGGUAUUGAAUUGCAGAUACCUUAAAACCCAAAUGCCUCAGCAAAUUAACUACCCUUUUACACCAAAGACUGUAAGGAAUUGAGUACCAUCACUACACUCAAAGUAUCACAUAAAUAGCAAUCAAUCGUCUACCUUUCCAUACUCUCCCAUAAGUAUGGCUGCUGCGAUGGGGAAUAACUCUAAACACGUUGAAAUUAUUUUCUAAAACCUUGUUGGCCAUUCUAGAGAAAACCCCCCUGUCCUUCCCACUGUGUACCGAAAACAAUGCACCUGCUACAUCAGUUAACAGCUCCAAAUUAUUAAAUCUGUGAACUCCUUCUGUCACAUUGAUCCCCCAUUAACUUUACAAUAUUUUUAUUUAUUUAUUUAUUAUUAUUAUUUUUUUUUUUUUAUACUUUAAGUCUUGUUUUAAUUCUCUUGUUAUUCCAUUGUGAGCCGAGGGGGGGGGGAGGUUAAUGUUUGCCUUUGUUAUACCGAUUUUCUUGGAAAAAUGCUCUCCCCAUUAGGAUAACCCUUGAUGCAAAUACAACAAACCUAAGAGUGAUUGCAGCACCUUAAAGUUACUUUUCCACAGCCCGUUACCUGUUUAAUCAGCAUCCUUAUCUUCUUAAUCCUUUCCUCCGGCAACCUAAAUUCCAUAUUUCUUUUCUCUCUCUCUCUCUUUUUUUUUUUUAAUCAGGAAUUGUAGACAAGUAAAUAAUUGGAUAAAAUCGUCUUAUCUGCUGCUAAAAGAAUACGUAAAUUAUAAGUCACCUUUUGAAAAAUUUCUAACAGGCUCUUAUAGUUGCCACUCUCUUUGGAGCCCACAAUAAAAUCAUCAAAUAGUGCACUAUUUUUCUCUGACCAGGCUUGAAUCGAACUAUCCAUUCAAUAACAUCACAAAUAACUCAAAGUAAGAACAUGCAAGCACACGAAAAAAACUGGUAAGCACCUGCCGAAAAUACGACCUUCAAAUUGAAAAAUUUACGAAUUAAAUGACUCGGACUAAAUUGGUCAGAGUUAAAAGCAGCUAUAAUAUUGCCUCCUCCCACAUUCUAUUACCACAUUUAAAACUUAUCAAAAGUUGAAUAUGACACUGAACUAUCCUCCUUUAGAAUCACGUCAUUUAAAUAUUCUCACUUAAAAUAUAAGUGGUGUAUCAAUCUGAAUGACCCUGGCUCCUUCUUUGGAACUAAACCCACGGAAAUACUAAAACUUGCAAGGAUGAACAGAGAAAGGACUUUCAAUCCUGCCUAGCUUUAACUCUUUACAAAUCUUUACCUACGCUAUAUAUUUGGCAACUCUAAAUUGAUUUUUAACUUUAAAUUAUAUACAGGUAACCGGAAACCAAAAAUCUUCAAACUUUGUCUUCUCCAAUUUUUAAUACUAUCUAGAAAAUGCAGUAAUCUUCGCAGCCUCCCUGAGGUCUGUGCUUUAAAAUGUACUGCUUUGCUGGCCUCUUUUAAAACAACGAAAAUUACUGUGUGCACCUGAAGAGGUAGCACAUUCCUGACAGAAUCUACAUUUAUUUAAACACUGAAAUGCAUCAAAAGCAAACCUGUGUUUUUUUUUGUUUUUUUUUUAUAACUUAUUUUUUAUGUUAUAUUUGUACUAACCUGCCUGUUAGCAUAAACUAGCUGUCUCUAAAGGUAGCAUAGCCUUCUUUUUCAUUCCAUUUUAUGUUACUCUGAACGCUAAUAAUACUUUUUAAACAAAAUUGUUAAUCACCAAAAUUCAUCUAUGCUUCUUUGUAUGUUGAAAUGACACUAGCAUAGAUUCAAAAGCCUUUGCAGUACAUUGUUGACUUUCUUCCAUAAUCUAUCUUUUAUUUGCUGAACUUUCAUAUCACGCUUUCUUCAUGCAUAUCUCUUAACUCUAAUCUCUUCUCUCACAGACUGUCACUUUAAGGUUAACUAUGUCCACUUGUGUCCCUUGUUCCUAUACGCUCACUAAUCUAGGUUUUUAUAAUAAUUUGAUCAUUUUUUUGUGAAAAUACCAUAUCACCUAAAACAGCAUUAUUCACAGUUGUUGUGACUCACCCAUCUCAUGACUGUGACCCAUGACAUCCUGGGCAGCUUCAAUCACCUCAGUCAGCCUAGGUCUCCCCUCAGCCUCCAUUUUCUUCUUCUUUUGUUCAAACUUUCUGCUCUGCUUCCACAGCCUCUUCUUGCUUUAUUGGAGAUAGUGAGAAACUUUCUGGAUCUCUUUGUUCUCUCUUCAUGAAUCCUGCAGGGGUCACUCUCACCAGACUUCUCUGUUUGCACUGGCCCCUUAAUUGUUAGAGGAUAUGAGCCUGUGUCCACCUCCAUUACUAGCUCCUCCUGUAGCUCAGCCCCUUCCUCCCCUCCCUCAUUCAGACCUGAAGUACCAAGGGCUGACUCUAAACAGGCUUGCAGCUGUAUCUCCACAGCUUAAAGCUUCUUGUUUCAACUGUUCUAAUAGUACUUCAACUGUGCCAGACAUCUUCAAGGUGAUCUACCAAUCAGGGCUCUUGCCCUGAUCACGACCUUCCCGCUCUGCUAAUAGCGCGUGCUGCCCUGCACCUAACCCUCACUGCGCUCUGCUGCUAACCUAAACUGACCAAUACUUACCCAACAGCCUCUGCUCCAUCAAACCUCAUGAGGCUUGCUCCUUAUGCAGUCCGCGUGCCCGACAUUGUGCGCGACAAGUGUCCCAUUAGUUAAAUGUGCCCAGCAAAUAAACCCUAGCAACCACAUCUCACAAUGUAUAGCAAGAGUGCUAAAUUACCACAGCGAGCAAAACUGAUGCAGUUUUGAUACUUUUUAAUCAACAAAAUAUCGCUGUGAAAAUGAAAUGACGAAGACUCAAAUGCUUGAGUUGACAACUAAAAACUCAAAAUCAUAUGUAAAGUCUGUGAGAACCUAAUACCAAACCUAAAACACAUACAUAUGGUUAUUCUCUAAACACUGGAUUAAAAUCCAGGAAAAAUGACUGAUUUCUGACCACAAUGGCAAUUCUCAUAUUUACAAAAGCCAAAUACAGUUGGAAUAAGGUAGGGCUGCAAUAGGCUGGAUGCUUUCAGAGUCCGUAUUAAAAUCAGUGUUUUUGCAUCAAAAUCCUAUACAAAGUAUAGGAUUCGGAAUAUUCACAUAGCACCAGUUUUACUAAACUUCAGUACCAAAUGCUUCCGGCAGGAUGCACAUUUGCAAGUACUCAUUCACUUGUUUUUUACGCUGCAAGGGUUAAUUAUGUGGUGGCUGGCCGGCGCUUGCUAGAAGCUAGAAGCUCGAAAUAAAUAAAUAAAAACCUUAUGGGGGUCAAUAAGACCCCAUAUUACUAUAAGGGAGGUUUUAAAACUAGUGACUUGGAAGCCAUUGCUGCCCGUUUGCUCUGAAGGCCCCAUCCUAUGAGGAUGUCAGCAGCUAAAUAACAAGGGGGACUUAUAAAAUACAUGUUAAAAUGAAUGAUUGAGGUGGACAGAUCCAUGAUGUCCACCAUUCCAUUGUAUAAUUAUUUUAAGCCCCACCUACCGCCCUUAAAUUAUUAAGACCACCCUGUUUUGUUUUGUUUUUAGCUUCUUAUUUAGCUGCUACAUAAUUAAGCUUUGUGCCACCGAAGGUAACUAUUUGUCAGUUAGUAGCUAGCGCUGCCAGUGCACAAGAGUGUGGAUUUUUCUAAUAGUUUUAAUCCGUGCCUAGAUGUGAAGCAUUCGUAUUCAAAUUUCAGCUGUCCGGUGGCAUUCAGUCCGACUGAAAUCUCGACCAAAUUCAGGUCUGAAUUUGCAAAAUCUGGACGUUGUUGAAUAGCGUUAACAAUAUCUUGAUAUUGCAGUCUUAAUGGCCCUGUAUGCAGCUGAAUGAUUUUGCCCCAUUGGGUGCAAGACCAUUUGGAGUAUAGGGAAUGUCCCUAACUAUGUUUAUGCCAAUUUUAAACAUACUUUAAAAAGCACAGAAGAUGCAUACUCCUUGUUUUUUGCUACAUACUCUAAAUUGAGAUUAUGCUGUUUUUCAUUGUUUGUUACCUCUUUGCUGUCUCCCACUAUAUAGCAACAGAGACAGGAGAAAAUAGUAUAAAUUCAUAAUAAGAACUCGACAUUGGUUGCAGCCAAUUAAUCAUAGACUAGCAUCACGUUGCAUGGUUUGUAGUAACCUUUUUUUUUCUGACAUCUCUGUAGAAUGCAAAGAGAUUGAGUCGCAAUGUUUGGUGCCGGGAGAUGUACUUGUUCUUACAGGAAAAAAACUAUUUUUACCAUGUGAUACCAUACUGAUCACCGGGGGAUGUAUUGUAAAUGAAAGCAUGCUCACAGGUACACAACAACAUUGGUUAUAUUGGUUUUAGAACCCUUUUAUUUAUUGAAAUUUGUGUUUAUUAUCUUAAAGUGGAACUGUCACUUGUCUGAAAAUUACACCAUUGAAUAAAACAUUGACAAUUAAGUUGACAACACAGCACACUUUGUAAAUGAGAAGAAAUAGAAGCAUUUGUAGUAGGGACACUAUAGUCACCAGAACAACUACAACUUAAUAUAGUUGUUCUAGUGAGUAUAAUUAUUCCCUGCAGGCAUUUUUAUAUAAACACUGCUUUUUUCAGAGAAAAGGCAGUGCUUGCAUUGCCCCCUAGGGACACCUCCAGUGGCCUCUCUCAGAUGGCCACUGGAGGUGCUUCUUGGGGCAGUGCUGCACAGUGUGCAGCACUGUCGUUCAGCGCCUCCACGCUCUGCAUGGAGACAUUGAACUUUUAUCAUAGCGAUGCAUUGAUUCAAUGCAUCUCUAUGAGGAGGUGCUGAUUGGCCAAGCCGGCCCAUAGGAAAGCAUUGGAUUGGCUGAAAAUUUUAAUUCUGAUGAUGUCAGCAAGGUGGCAGAUCAGGGGCGGGGACCUACGUAGUGCUGAAAAUAAGGUACUUUUUUAAUUUUUAAGGGGGCUAAAGAAGGGCAAGCCACCUAAAUGGUGGAUUUAACACUAUAGGGUCAGGAAUACAUGUUUGUGUUCCUGACCCUAUAGUGUUCCUUUAAUAUUUCCUCUCAUGUUUUCUCUGUAUUGACUGCCAGGUACAAAGGACAAAGCUGACAGGAAUAUAUAUAUAAUAUUUUUCACACCUUUCAAACACAUAUUUUCUAAACAUUGGGAAAUUAAUAAAACUUCUGAAGUUUUAGUUUACCUUUAAAUCUAAUACUUUUUAUUGAAAAUGUUUGAACAUAGAUUGGCAUAUCGCACACGGUAAAUGUUUUUUUUAUAUCAAAUAAUAUAAUAUAAUAAUAAUAAUAAUAAUAAUAAUAAUAACAACUUAAUUUUAAGCAUAGUGUCAAGAAACAUGGCCAGAAUACCACCAUAUAUCUGUGAAAUAUUGGGAGAUAAAUUACACUGGUAAAUAAACUUAACAUGUGGGAUUCCUAAUCUGUUACAGGUGAAAGUGUUCCUGUUUGUAAGAUUCCACUUCCCCAUCUUGAUCGUACCUUGCCCUGGAAAGAACACAGUGGUGAGGACUUCAAAAGACACAUCCUUUUUUGUGGAACAGAAGUAAUUCAGACAAAAUCAGCAGGUCAUGGUCACGUGAAGGCAGUAGUUCUAAGAACGGGUAAGAUAUCAUACAUCUUUAUACUUCAUAGUAAACUGACAUAUGUAUACAUCACACAAUUUUAUUAGUUCAGCAGUAUUGCCAUUAAAACCGUAACGAUCAGAGCAUUUCACAGGAAUGUUACACUGUGAUUUUUCACAGUGAGAAGAUGCCAGCGUUGAUAGUAAAGCAUUGAGAAUGCUUUCCUAUGAGACUGGCUGAAUGUGCGUGCGGCUCAUGCCGCGCAUGCGCAUUCAGUCGAUGACGGCAAAAGAAGGAGGAGAUUCCCCAGCGCCGAGGGAGCCUGGUGCUGGAAAAAGGUAGGAAUUUAACCCCUUCCUCACUCUAAAGCCCGGCGGUAGGGGGACCCGGAGGGUGAGGGGGACCAAAGGACCCUAUAGAGACAGGAAAAGGAGUAUGUUUUCCUUGCACUAUAGUGGUCCUUUAAUGUAUGGUACAGUACGACACACGCAAUUUGUUUUCAGCUUCAUACUCUCAGUAUGGAAUGUAAUGAAAUUAAAUGAAGUCACAUUUUAAAUUCAAUUAAUAAAGAGAAAGAUGCCCUAAUAAUAUUUUUCAAGUUAUCUUUGGUGCUCAUAUUUUAAAUAGUGAAUAAGCACAUUUAAAUCACUUAUCAGCUGUUUGUAGAAUGAUAUGCAUUACAUAUAACAUAAUAGUAUCUACAUUUGUAUGAAUUUGCAGGUUUUAACACUGCGAAAGGUGAUAUGGUCAGGUCUAUCCUCUACCCAAAGCCUAUGAAUUUCAAGCUGUACAGAGACGCUUUCAGAUUUCUAAUGAUUUUGGCAACUGUUGCUGUAAUUGGAACAAUCUAUACAGUCGCUGUUUUUGUCAUGAAUGGGGUAAGAUUAACAGUUGGAUGUGUUAACCUAACUCAGCUAAUUAUUUUCUGUUGACUCCAUCUAAUGGUGAUAUAAUGUAAUGUUUAACUGAACUAAAAUGAUACACUGGUUUAAAACUAUAUAUGGCUUAUUUUAAUUGAAACAAUUGUAACCCACACUUCAGUUAAAUAGUUUGGGUGAAGGUAGCAAAAUUUUAAUUCAAGGUCUACAUGCAGAUACAGUUGUACUUACAAACUAAACAAAAGUUGAAAAGAUGUUACUUUAUGUUACAAAAAUGACUCUGAAAUGACAAUCACAUUUUGUAUCUAGUUAUACAUUAUACCAAUAUUUCGUUUUAUAAAUACUUUGUUAAAUAAAAACAAUACAGGUAGUCCACACUUAGUGACUUACCUGCAUAGCGACAGUUCAGACGUAUGACCAGCUCUCUAUAGCGCAAUUUGAGGGAUUCCCCACAUUAGAGAGCUGGUCUAUGUUCAGAGGAAUUUCCCCUAAACAUAGAUUCAAGGGAAUCCCUGUUCUAGUAGAAUUCCCCCAAACAUAGACCUGCUCUCUAGUGCAUACAACACUUGGUUGUGUUGAUAAGAGGGGGUAAUCUAUAUAGUUAUACAUUAUUUGUCUUCAAAAUGAAGUAAUUUACCUGCUUUUCUUAUUUUUACACAUCAUUAAUCCUUAUACUCCAAUAUUUGUCCUCCAUGUUUAAGGAAUCUCCUACUGAGGUGGUGAUCAAAGCUCUGAUCAUUAUAACCACUGCUGUCCCUCCAGCCCUGUCAGCAGCGUUGUCAACUGGCAUAAUGUAUGCUCAACGCAGACUUAAAACACAAGGGAUAUUCUGUAUUAGCCCUCAAAGGAUAAAUGUGUGUGGACGCCUUAACCUUAUUUGUUUUGAUAAGGUAAGUAAUCUUGAAAGGUAAACUAACAUCGCAACUAAACGCACAACAGUUACAAAAUACUUUUCUUAAAUCGGCACUGUCAUGGCUGCAUCCAUAUUUAUUUUUUCAAUCCCCUCCCGACUCCACUACAUUGUAUUGUCCCUCUAGUCACCCCGAAUGCCCCUAGGCCCCCCAUUUUACCUUGUUUUAAAAUAUUUAUUUGGUGCUCGGACUUAUGUCCUGGACGUCGCCAUUUUUGAGUGGGCAGAUGAAUUCCCUGUGGGACAUAUAUAUAUAUAUAUAUAUAUAUAUAUACAUAUUCAAUUAAUAUAUGGUUUGUAAUUAGUACAUUUAUGAGAAAAAAUCUGAGAGAAUAUUGAACGUAAACCGAAAUAGAGAUCUCUGUUUUGCAGAGUUACACCGUAUGGAGUUGAAUGAUGCAUGUAAUUCUUGCUUUAAAAUAAGAUUCUGUUUUCUUUCUCAUUUCCAUAUAAUCUCUUAAACCGUAUAGAGGAGAUAGCAUCCUGUAUGUUCUUUAUUGAGGCACUUUAUUUGUUUCUUCUGAGUCCCUAAGAAUCCUUUGCUAAAGUGAUCUUUUGUUGUGCAUCAGUAAGAGUGAAGGCAUUCUAUCAAAGCUGCAUGGAGAGAGAUUGACUACAGUGGUUCAUCUAUGUACAAGGCUGAUUAGAUACAAUUGCUACAUGUAUUAUGUUUUAUAGUCCACAUUAUUAUUUCGUAUUUAUAAAACUCAAACUGAUUUCUCAGUGCUGUUCAGCUAAUAUAAAACAGACAUUACAACACAGACAUUGUAAAACAACCUGGUCAAUGAGUUACAAUUUAUCAUAAAUCACACUUUGCAAGAACGCUGCUUUCAAAGUAGCUCAUGAGCCUACAAUCUAGUUAUGAGGUUAUAAAUGGGAAUGUGGACAAGAGGUUAAAGGGGAAGAAGCUGAUGGCUAAAGAGUUUAGGGUUUUCUUAUAAAAACUGUUAUGUUGCAAAGGGAUUAAAGAGGUAACUUGGAACACUCUUAGGCACCCAGAGAGUCAUGCUACAUAUGCCUUAUUAUUAUUAUUUUGUGAAAAUGUUCUACUAUCCAAUGGUAAAGAAGGCAAUUUCAAUUAUUUAUAGAGCUAUCAUAUUCUGCAGUGCUGUACAAUAGGUAAAACAAGAGAAUUCUAGUAAAUUACAUUUGACAUACAGGAACAGUAAUUGAACAGGGCCCUGUCUGAACAAGCUUACAAUGAUUAAAAUAUUACUUAACUCAAAUAUCAAACUCUAUUAAAAAAGGCCAAAACUCCAUAAAAUGCUUCUCCAUUUUCCAUGGUUCUCCAAAUCAAAACUGCACUUAAAUAAGAUCAAAUUGCACAUCAAGUGACUAUUUUUGUUAAACAUAGAGAUUAAAUAUGUUUCUUAUAUUUUAGACUGGUACUUUGACAGAGGAUGGCCUAGACCUUUGGGGAUUACUUCCUGCCAGUGAGAAGAGGUAAGUGUGCCAAAGAACCUUGACAUUUGAUACCAUCUUCAAGCUAUGGAUCCAAAUUUAUUUUUCUCUUAAGCAGUUGGAACAUUAGGCAAUAUAAUUACAAUUUCCACUUACUUUGUUAUGCAUGUUCCACUGGAGUGUCAUUUUAAUUAUUUGGCCAUAACAAACGAGUAGCAUUUUAGUACAUGUUCCAGCUCAUGCAUCAGUUGUACAAGCUGCUUAUAGCCUAAAACCUAGGGUGUUUUCAUGAGAUCUAUAGUCAGUGCUCCUAACAUACUUCCUCCAAUCGAUGUCUUUGCAUGGUUCAGUUCCUACAUUAUUUUACACAGUACAUUGAAUGUGUUAUGGUUAAAUGAUGUUUACAUCCCCUAUAAUGCUCUUUAUUAGAGAUUUAAUGUUUAUAUUUAUUAUUAGUUUUCAGAAAAUACUCAAUUUUACAUCUGGCAACACAUUGCCCUGGGGACCCCUACUUGGUGCUAUGAGCAGUUGCCAUUCGUUAGUAAACAUUGAUGGGACUUUACAAGGGGAUCCUUUAGAUGUGAAGAUGUUUGAAGGCACACACUGGGUAAGAGGCACUCAUUUGUAUGCAGGACAUGUGUAGAAUGUAUUUCUUUGUUUCCUGUUUAUCCCUUUGUGCUACAUGGAUUAUUCUGUCAAACUCAUUUGGUACUUAUUGAUGCAAGAUAGAAUAACUCUUUCAUGCAGGUUUUCCACCAUCAGGGACUGUUUCCUUGCCUCAGUAUUUCUCAGUACCUGGUAAUGUCGUUUGUUAGCUGAGGCCAGAAUUAGUGAUCCUGAGCUAAAUGAUAAUCUGUGUGUAGUGAUCUAACUUAAUAAUGUACAUAUCUUUAAGUAACCUGGUGGAACUUUACAAAACCCUAGCUAAAUUAGGUAAAACCUGAUAUACUCAUGAUGCAAUGGCUCAUGGCAAUACUCAAAAUGUAGUGCACCAUAUGAUAUAUCCUAAAAUAUGUAACUGCAAAUGCUUUGCAAACUAAUAAAUGAGUAAAUGAGAUGGCAUCUGUGGUAACAUGGUGUUUACUUUUGUGAAUGGUAGGUGCUUUUGGUUUAUUUUUUUGCUAAGAUGGCUCAAAAUUCUAUCUAUAAUUAGGUGUCCUCAGGAGAUGUAUCUGAGCAUGGUUAUUUUACUGUGGCAGUAUAAAUUUGAUAAAUAAACAUAUCAUCUGUACCAAAUUCUAUACUAUGAUAAUGAAUGAGAAACAUUAAUUUCAGGAAAUCAACCAACCAGACUCUGAAAAUAAUGAAAUAUCAACAUCCAGUCUGAUUGUGAAGCCUGGAUCAGCCUGUGAUAAGGUGAGAUUUUGUACUACUAACAUGAUUAGGGAAAUUUUAGUAUGGACAUUACUUAAGAAGCUGAAUCAAUAUUAUUACUUAAGAUCACACUCCACUGUCCAAAUACAAAAAUAAAUAUUACUUUAUAUAAUUCAGAAAUAACAAGAUAAGAGCCAAAAAGAAGUGAGAGAAAGGGAGGUAACAGAGAAAAUAGAGAGAAAGAGAGAAAUCAGAAGGGUAAGGAGAAGAGGAGAAACAGAAUGGGAAGAGAGGGGAGGGAUAAUAAAAAAAAGAAAAAGAAAAGUAAAGAACGAUAUAACAUACUUUUAGAAGAUGUGUUUCCUACUCUGAAUGGGUGAUUGGUUGUAUAGUUGUUAAAAUGUCUUUGUUAUUGUUUGUUUGAUGUAAGAAGUUGUGUGUCUUGUUGAAAUCGUAUGGUCAAUGAAGAUAAAUAAUGAUAUUUUAUAAUAACAUACCUAAGGUAUAUAUGUUACUGACUAUUAUAUGUUUUGUAACAGAAAAAUGUGUUUGAAUAAAGAAUUAUUAAAAAAUAAUAAUAAUAAUAAUUAUGCGUUUUUUUCACUUAGGGUAUAUCUAAAAACAGUUUGUGAAAUCUGCAGAUAUCUUGUCUGCAGACUUUACAAGCCCUCCUCUUCUAACCACACCCAGACUUUUCACUGUAGCUUAAUGACAAGUUUUUAACCCCUUCAUCUUGGCACUAAUGUAUACACAAUUGCUAAGGUAUGCAUUCAUACCCCGUAUAUCAUGAAUACAUGAUGUGCAUAACUGCUAAUUCAUUUUUUUCUAUUGCAAACACAUUUUGUUUGCAAAUUAGCAGUGUCUAUAAGUUUACAGCACAGCAUCACCAGCAGCCAGGCUGUGAACUAAAUAGAGCUGAACACAGAGAGAACGACUUCAGCUCUCUGCAUUUAGCUUGGCCAACAGCUCCAACAUUCCAAGGGGAGGGAGGGGGGAGCAGUGGACAGAUAAGCAGCCUGACCUUCCUGAUAAUGCUGCUGUCCAGGAAGUAGAACUGGGGAAACGGCCUGCAGGCAUUCUCCCCUGUCCAUGCUGUAUUCACACUGACCACGGCAGGGCAUGUGACAUCAUAUCGCAUCCUCCAUACUCCAUUUGAAAACAGCAGAGGAACAGUUGCUGAUAGAGCAUGUUGACAGUUUGUCAGUGACCCUCCCUCACACAGUGCAGUUAGAGGCUGGUUGAAAUGCAACUCCAGGGAGAAAAGCCCAGCCACCCAUCCUCUCAAUACAAAUGAGUAAAGAGUAAAGUGUGGUUGGCUAAUGGGGCUGUAGGGAGAGAAACCAGCCACCCUCCCUCUCAGAGUGCAAAAGGGUGGCUGGUACAUACUGAGGACACAUGCAAUUUCACCCACCUUCCCAGAGUGCCAGGUGACUGAUGGGUAGCUGCAGGAAUAAAUGCCAGCCAUCCUCCCUCACAGAAACUGGAGGGUGGCUGGCAGAGAAGAGCAGUGAGCAGGCAUCAGGCUCUCACUGGAAUGAGAGCACUCAUUUUGAAAGUCAGUGUGUGUAUUUCUGACAGUGUGUGUUUGUUACAGUAUAUGUGUGUGACAAUGUAUGUGCAUCUGACAAUAUGUAUGAUAGUUUAUGUGUAUGUGACAGUGUGUGUGACAGUGCAUGUGAGUGUGGCAGUGUGUGUCUGUCAGCAUGUAUAGUGUGUAUGUAUCUGACAUUGUGUGUGACAGUGUAUGGAUAUGUGUGUGUGACUUUGUUUCGGUCAGCAUAUUUAUGUCUGUAUGUGUCUGGCAGUACAUUUUUCUCUCUGUGAGUGUGUAUAUAUGUCUCUGACAUUGUGUAUCGACAUGUGUCUGAAAACGUAUGUCUCUGAAUAUCCAUGUUUGUCUUUCUGACAUUUGUACCAAUUAGUGUGUCUGGAAUUUCCAUAUGUAUGAGAGUGUGUGAUUAUACAUACUCGUUUUCCUGGCACUAUAGUGCCCUGAGGGUGCCCCCACCCUCAGGGACCCCCUCCCGCCGGGCUCUUGGGAGAGGUAGGGGUUAAAAUCUUACCUUUCUCAAGCGCCGGACAGGGAGCUCUCUUCCUCCUCUCCGCCUCCUCUUCGGCUGAAUGCACAUGCACGGCAGGAGCUGCGCGCAUUCAGCCAGUCUCAUAGGAAAGCAUUCAUAAUUUUUUCCUAUGGAUGCUUGCAUCUUUUCACAGUGAGAAGCACGCAAGUGCCUCUAGCGGCUGUCUAGAGACAGCCACUGGAGGCUGGAUUAGCCUAUUUAUAAACAUAGCAGUUUCUCUGAAACUGCUAUGUUUAUAAAAAAAAUGGGUUAACCCUAGUUGGACCAGGCACCCAGACCACUUCAUUAAGCUGAAGUGGUCUGGGUGCCUAGAGUGGUCCUUUAACUUAUAAAACUGCCAAAUUCUAUUGAAAUCUGCACGUUUUGUAAAUUAUAAAAGAGUACACAAUCUUCACAGAUAAAGCAUUUCAGAAAGCUUAAGUAUUUUAGGGGUCUGGAGUGUACCUUUAAGUGCUUGCCUGCUAAGCAUUUCUUUAGAAUAAAGCCUAAUUCAAAUGGUGCCACCAACUCCUAAUUACACUUGUUCUCUGGCACUCUAUAAAUGAAAUCUCACUUAUUAUAUUAUUAUAGUGUAAUUGUAGUCACUUGACAAGUUAAACUUAAAUCUUUAAAUUUACGGAAAUAUUGUUACGGAGUAUUCAAAAGUUAAAAUUACUGAUAGAGUACAUGACCAUACAUGAAACAAGCAUUCAGAACUUAGAAAUAGAAAUUUAGGAAACAAUUCCUUGCACACCACUAUAUCCAUCACUGUGACCAAGACAAAAUGUUGCCUUUUUUAGGUUCCAGUGGAAGGGAUUGCCAUUGUCCACCAGUUUCCAUUUUCCUCGAGCCUUCAACGCAUGUCUGUAGUGACCCAUGCCAUUGGUGAUGAUAAACUUGUUGUUUAUAUGAAAGGAGCUCCAGAAAUGGUAACAACGUUUUGCAAAUCAGAAAGCGGUAAGGGCUUUUUUCCAAUAUGAAAAUUCCUAUAUUUAAUACAUUUUGAAAAUUGUUCAGCAGUCAACACAUUGUUUUAUUUUUUUUAAACAGUAAAAAAGAACAUUUUAGAAUUAUCAUAAUAGUUGGCAUUUCUUUUUAUUGUGACAGUAGCUAAAUAAUGAAACACAGCACCUAGUGAGUGAAUAGCAUAAAAACAAAAUAAAAAACUUAUUGUGCUGAAAGAAAUUCUACAUUCACAUAUUAAACAUAUGGUGACUGCACUUUUUUAAAAAAUGUUAUACUUUCUAUACAGUUUUAUAUUUAUAUUAAUGAUGAUAGUUGGUAUUUCUUUUUCUUGUGACAGUAGCUAAAUUAAUGAAAUACAGCACUUGGUGAGUGAAUAGCACAAAAACAAAAUAACAAAACAAUGUAUUGCACAGAAAGAAAUUCUACAUUCUGAUAUUAAUCAUAUGGUAGAGCAUUAUGCACAAAUAUACAAUUUCUUCAUGAUGCUUUUUUAUCAUCAUUAUUAUUAUUAUUGAUAUUGUGUCAACAUAUUCCACAGCUUUAUACAAUGGGCAUACAAGACAUACAUGCAAGUUCAACAAGACACAUUUGGGUUCUGUGAAUAAGAUAGUGAGAGCUAUGUGUAGAUGAGCAUACCAUCUAUAAAUCUACCUUUUCAUCUUCCACUUACAAAGAGGUAGUGAUACAACAAACAGAAAGAGAGCAGAAAACAGAAUUUGUUUAUCCAUUAAAGGUUCCAGGAUGUUAAAGGGUUGUCUUUUGAGCACCCAUUUUAUUAUAGAAUGUCCUACCAGUUUUGCAUUAGCUGCCUUUAGUUGUUGGUGGCAAUUUAGAAUUUGAACCUAAAGGAACAAUGUAGCCUUAGGAAUACUUAUUUGUAUUCCUAAUACAGUACAAUAAUCCUGAUGUCCCAAUGUCGUUUAGCACUCCCCCAUCUGUACAAAAAAAAAAAGAAAAGAAAGAAAGAAACAAACAAAUUACUCACCUUUUCUCAAAUGCCGAGCCUCAGUCAGCACUGCCACAACCUCCUCCUCGGUUUGCGUCAUCCUGGAGGCAUGCCUCAAAGAAAACUGGCAGAUCCAAUGCUCCUCAUAGAGAUUUAAUUGACUAAAUCUAGACUAAAACUAAACCAAUUUGGAUGACUUGGGGGGGGGGAGGGGGAAGGGUGCUAGGAGAAUGAGACACAUGGAGGGGCUAGGGGAGGAAUUUCGACCAAUGGCCGGCUGGGAGAAUGAGACACAUGGGGGACAUGAGAUGCAUAGAGAGGCUGGGGGACACACAAAGUGACAUAGACAGGCUGGGGGGAAUUUGACCCACAAAUGGAACUAUGGAGAUAAAGAGACACACAGAGGGGCUGGGAGAGGGUGGAGCAAAGAGCCAAAGAGGGGCUGUGGAAGGGGCAAAAGAGACAGACAUGGGGUUAUGGGAGAGACGCCCAGAUGGACUGUAGGGCCACAAAGAGACACAAAGGGGUUGUGGAAGGGGCAAAAGAGAUGGACCAAGGCUUGGAAGAGAGAAACAGAGGGGCUGGGGAAGAGGCAAAAGAGACAGAUAGACAAACCCACUAGAUUUUAGUCGUGUUGACUAAAAUCUACUGGAGAUUUAGUCAACUAAAACUAGACUAAAACUAAAACAAUUCAGAUGACUAAAAUACAGCUAAAACUAAAAUGGCUUUUUAUUCAAAAGACUAUGACUAAAACUAAAUUGAAAUUUGCUGCCAAACGUCACACUGGUGAUGUCAUUGUAUGUUACGGUAUGAGAGCCGGGAAGUAGAUUCUCCGAUCUCUUCCUUAGGGGGCCUGGAGUUGUGGCUUGAAGUUGUGCUAACAAGCCUUCUAAUUAGUUAAGUUUAAUGUAGGCUUUUUGGGGGUAGGAGAUGGGGCAGGACUGUACGCUUAAACAACUUCAAUAUGAUUAUGUUGUGGAAGUUCCUACAAUAUCCCUUUAAGGUGUGCCUGUAAUGGUACACACAUCAAUACUUUAGAUGAAAAGAUAAACAAAUUAAUGUAUAUAUUGUGCUAGUAACUUAUCAUAAAGCAAAAAAAUACAAAAAUACCAAACAAUAUAUUCAUUGCUUAAGGAGAUGUUAUCAGUUCAAAUGAACCUGUCAUGACAGGUUCCUUUACAGGUAUAAAGGAGUAACAGAUUAACCUGCAUAAAUUACAUAUUCUGCAGUCAUUACACCCAGUGAACACCCAUGCUCUCUCUUCCAUCAAGAAUCAUCUAAGGACAUUAGUGUCACUUGACACGUGAAUUUUAGGCUAAAAUUAUCCUGACUUAACAUUUUUUUCCAAUAAUAAAAAAAAAAAAACUUUUAAGAGUAGCAAUACCUGCAAUGAAAAACAAGCAAUUUAAAGGAAAAAUGACAGGCAGAAAACUUGCUUACUAAAACGGAUCUGAUAUUCGUCUAGAUUUCUUCUUUAAAAGAUGUAUACUGUAGUGGAUGUGGGGCCAGAAGUGCCCUGCUGAAUUACCAGUGUAAUUUGGCAAACCAUUAUUGAAUAGUUUAAUGACUUACUUAGGUAAAUCUGGCACCAAAGCUCUAACUAGUCUUCUCCAGGAAACAAAGUUGGAUAGUUCUAUUAUGUACACUAUAUACAAAAAAAGCUAAUGUAAUGUUUUCUUUUUCAGUUCCAAAAGGCUUUACAAGUGAGCUCCAGUUUUACACUACAAAGGGUUUUCGUGUUAUUGGACUGGCUUACAAAACAUUAGAAGGAUAUAAAAUUUCAGGGGAAUCCAACUUUUUAAGGUAUCGUGCAAAGUGGGAGGUUGAUAAGUGGGGUUUACUGUUCAAUGUUGUAUAAAUGUCAUGUUCUGUUUGUAAAGGAAGUUUAUUUUUUAAAACAAAUAGGAUCCCUGAUAUCUUUUAAAGACACAUUAUCGUCUUUGUAAAGUGCGAUCUCAUCACUACACUGUGGACCCUUAGCCACUAUACCACCAAAAUCAAAUAUAAACAUUUUUUUAUGUUAAUGUAUUUUGGCAAAUGAAAUAUAGUCUAUAAAGCCUCACUCACACUUAUUUAAACUAUGUAGAACAAGAUGAACAAAUUACCCUGCUAAAAGCCACUAGUCACUGAUAUAAUGCAAGCAAGUUUGCUGAAAAUGUAAGCUCACCGCCUGCUUCCAAACAGUAAAGGAAGGUUCAAUGGGUCAUUCCUACAGUCAGGGAGGGGGGAUGAGUGAAUGGAUUCUACCAUUUCACUGUUAACAUUGCAUAAACAUUCCCUAGAUUUACAAACAUUGAUAUAGCAGUUUUAUACCUUUAUUUUAGAAAUAUCUGAUUUAACUGUAUUUCCUUUUUGUGGGCAUUAUUCUCAAAUGAAGAUAUUAUUUUUUACAUACUAAUUUACUAAUUUACAAACUUAUGUUUUUUUGUCAUAUCUACUGUAUGAGAGAAAAAAUAUAUAUUUUUUUGUACUAGCAUUUCAUACACUGCAUGACAUAUUGUAAGAUAAAGAAAACUGUAUACUGUCUAAUAUAGAAACAGAACUACCAAAGGUUUUGACUCUGGACAAUAAAUGAGAUAUACAGAAUACACAAAAAAUCUUCUUCUGAUAAAUACAGCUUUCAAAUAUCUUCAGAUCGUAUUCUUCUGUUAAUUGUCUUUAAGUAUGUGAGCCUCAAUAUGAUAUGGAAAAAAUACACAAAUACAGGAGAAUCCCAACUGUGUGGAUUUUAUUAAAACACCAAAUUAUAACAUUAGAAAGGGUGACUGACAUUUAAUGGAGCGUAAUAUAAGCUUAGGUUGUAACAGCAUACAAUCGUAUCAAUGUGCCCUGAUUAAUUUUGUAAAAAGAGGGAUAUAAACACAAAGAGUCCAAUGGUGUAGUAUCUUAAGAGAUACUUAGUAAAAGUAAUGAAAACAAAAGGCUACUCACUAUUGUAUUUUAUUGUACAGUGGUACAAUCCCUACCUAGUGACAUGUGGUUGUUUAUUCCCUUCCAAACUAAGCAUCGCAUAUAAAACACUAACAAAGGGCAUAUAGUGUCCACUGUAUCACUUUAGAAAAUGAAUAAACUAGAAUAUUACUUACAAUAUCUGGAGCAUUGAAAGUGCUCUACUGAAUCAGUGUGGGUGGUAUCAUCUCCACCAAGGUUGAGUAAUCCAAAGAUUUAGGUGUUGUGGCAAAAGAUUCCCAAUGGAGAACCUGGCAAUAUAUAAUCCAAAAUGUUUAUUAAAUAGAUGACUAAAAAACAAAUUAAAUCAGGAGUAAAAAGGCACACAUUGAGUUUCACAGUUUAAACAGGAUUAGCAACCUUUCUUUGGAAGCCAAGCCUUGGAUAUUUUUUUAAUCUAAUAACGCCUUUAUUGAAUAAACAUAGCACCAUCUCUUUCAUCAUCUCACAGCACUUAUCCCUUGUUCUCAUUACGCACUUCUACUGUUAAUUAGAUAUGAUAUAUGCACUGUAUUAUAAUUGCAAAAUCAGCCUUGAUUAUAAUAUAAACCCAAUCUUAAUUCACAUUUCAUUAUUGUAUUUGCUUUGCCAAUUAGCAUUAUAUUCCAAUAUUUUAUGUGUACUUCUAUAAUUGAUCUAUGCACUAAUUGCUAUGUUACUUAUUCAUGUAGAAACUCUGGAUAGGGAUGUAAAAUAUAAAUAAAAAUAAAAAAACAGUAAAUAGAUGCAUUCUAAAAACAAGCAAAAUAACACUCUAUUUCUCUUAAUUCAUAUCAAGUAAUAUAAUAUAUAUGAAUUGAAAUAUAUUUUGUAUGUAUAAGAAAAUGAUAAAGAACACGUUUAACUUGUUUCCCUUUAAGUUCUUUUCAGAUUUUAUAAAAUAUGAGGUAUAGAGCAGAUAAUGAUUUAUUAUUACAAUUCUAGUUCUUCAUAAUUUGCACAUUUGUUUUCUAAUAUAUUAUUAAACUUUAUUAACAAAUAAAAUGUUGACCAUUUCCAUCAGUCAAAAUCUAUGUUUAUGUAAACAGUGAUGUACGGCUUUAAAUGCUGAUUGGGUUACCAGCAUGCUAACUUUAUUAAUUGUAUAAAUAUACAACUACUUUAUAAUCACACCUCAAUUAGUUAUUGAGAAGCAAAUAAUGCCGUAAACAUUAAAGCCAUAAAAAUGAUAGACUUAAUUAUGCAUUAGUUAAAGGAAAAUCUGUUAUUUUAUUAGAUGAUAUUUAUUAAAAAAUAAAAACUUGGUUUUCUAUUUUUGUUUCUAAUUUAUUCUUUUUUUUUUUUUUUAGGGAGGAUGUGGAAUCCAAUCUGGAAUUUCUUGGCCUUUUAAUUCUAGAAAACAGAUUAAAACCUGAAACUAAACCUGUUUUACAGGAGCUCAGUUCUGCUAACAUCAGGACAGUAAUGAUUACAGGUAAUAUAUAAUAAGGGAUUCAGGAGUAGCCAACAGGCAAGUUUCCCAUCUGAUUAAUUGCAACACCCAUGAUCAUCAGACUGCUGGCAGAUAAUUAAGUUAUAUAAAUAAUACUUGUUUGGUUGCUUUGUGCUUUAGUUUGAGUUGAUUCUAGUUGAUUCUACUUAAGUCACAUGAAGUCCUAAAUAGCAGGAUUGGUUUUAUGGAACAUACUCCUAGACAUAGAGAACAUUCUUCCCAUUGCACGCAAACAUGAGAAAGACAUAGGCAUGCCUACGGGAAUUCUCUAUCAACCAAUGGAAAAUAAUAUACUAAUAAUAUACUUUCCUACUAAAUAUCUGUGAGCAUUACGGGAAACUGAUUGUCAUCUGUGCAAAUACACUGGAGGACAAAUAUGGGAAAAAUACAUGCACUAUUUUACCAACAGUGACAAUCUUUAUGUAUAUGUAAAUGUCAACAUGCAACAUGCUUCAAAUAUACACCUGAAAAAAUUAUAUAUGAAAAGAGAAGAAAAUAUAGUCGAGACCACAUUAAGUAUCUAUUUUUUCAGUAGGCUUAUAACAGAAUGCCAGGAUAAAUUUGAUAGGGGACCAAGAUACACUAAGACAGAAUGUGACACAAUUCAUUAUCUAAGACUAAAUUAAUCAAAACAGCUUUUCCAACUGAGUUUAGUUAUUUAAAAUCUAAUGGAGUUUAGUAUAAUUUGCCUAUCAAUAAAACUAAGGCUAUUUAAACUGUGAUAUACAUCUUAAAGGGUUACUCCACUGCCCAAUAUAUACAAUCACUGUUUAUCAGAUAUACCCCAAAUGAAAACACACAUGCAUAAAGUUUUUAUAUCCAAAAGCAGCUUUCAAAAACUGCAGAACCUUGCCUGCUGUCUUUGCAAGCCCUACAAUUUUCAUCCAUCCUAGAUUUUCUGUUGCUGUCCAGUCACAGACUUCCUAAUGCAGCUUAAUGAGGAGUCUUUGUAAAACAGGUAGUUGCGUGCCUCUUGAGUUUAGCUCCAUUGAGCUAAACAGCCUGAAGUAACCAGAUUUGUUGUCUUCUUGAAAGCCAGGAGGUGUAACCAGGUUAAUUUAUAAAAGUGCUAAUUUCUACACAUCUGUCAUAGAUGAAGCUUUUCAGCAAGCUUAGGGAUCCAGUGUCCCUUUAAUUAUGAUAACUGCCGCAUUGAUUCACAUAAUCAUAUUUAUUACAUAUUUAUAACGCAGGCGAUAAUUUACAAACAGCCAUAACAGUGGCAAAGACAUCAGGAUUAGUACCGGAGAACAGCAAAGUCAUCUUGGUGGAUGCGGAUGAGCCUGAUGGGUUAAAUCCUGCAAAGAUUUCCUGGCACCCAGUAGAAGGUCAUGAGGAGUGUUCAGAUGAUGAUAAAGUAAGAAAGAAUGUAUUAUUUUUCUUGUACAUCUGUAUCUGAAAUGUUUCUGAAAGGGAACAAGACAUUUGUAGAACUGAUCACUUCUAGAUAAAAACCAAUUAAUUAGCAUUUUUGUUCUUAAUUUGUAAGCUCGUUGUGCCAAAAGGCAGAAAAAAAUGCAUUAACUCUUAAAUAUUAAAAGUAUUUAUUUUGCAUAUACAUUGGUAAUAAGUGGUGCUUACAGCACUCUACACACCUAAACCUGAUUUUGAUUCUCUUUUGGCUGGGAAUGUAAAACGUUGCUGUUUGUAUGCAGAAUGCGUCCACCGGGAUCAGUGCUUCUCAUAUCAAAGUACACUUUGUUACCACAACAUGAUAUGAUAUUAUAAGAAUUAGACUGAACCAUUGUUUAUUGUAUUAUUUUUUUUUUCCUUUAACAAGGAGGGUCUAGUGGUUGAAUGAUCUAUAUAUACAUGAAGUGAUUGCAACAAAGUUUGCAUAUUAGAAUUAUAUCAUCACUGUAGCUGAUAAAUGUGUUUUAUUCGCUUACUUGUAUUCGCUUACCUAUUUAAGUAUUUAUGAUAACUAACUUCCCAAAAUAAGUUUGAUUGUGCAGAUAUAAUGAUAAAAAUAGACAAAAAAAGUAAUUAUGGUUACUUAUGGUUAUGUUUACUUUUUUGUACUAAUUGGUACUUGAUCGGUUACUUAAUUUAAUUAAGUAAUUUGUUUUACAGAUUUUACUUGUAAGAAUUCAACACAAAAGUUAAACUUUAGUUGCUGAAUUCAUAUUUUUGAGAAUAUUUGAACUUUGAUUCAUAUUUAUUAUCUUUCAGUAGUUUGUUUAUCUCUUGUCAGAAUCAGUGUGAAAGGCACAUAUAUUGAUCAAUGCUCCAACCCACUUGUACACUUUAUACAUUUCAGAAAUGUUUGCUUUAGCACCUUAUUCUGAUUUGUUUGCAUUCCUGAUAAACGUGUUUCUAUAUUUAAUACUUUGUCUAAUUAUUAUAAUGGUACUUUUAUUGGAGAUAUUAUAAUAUAGAAUGCCGUAAUGGCUUAAGCCACCAGGAGCCUCCAACUACUUACCUCCGCUGCGAUCCUCUUCGGGAGUAAUGUCUGACAGCCGAGGCAGUCAUCCCCCGGCAAAAUAGGUCCCUGGUUGCCAUGUGAUCGCUCUCAAAGUGCGAUCACAUGGCCCCCUAUAGCUGGCUGUGGAUCUGCCUGCAGGGGGACUGUCUGGGCUGUCAGACAGUCCCCCUGCUGGUGGAAAGAGUAAAAAAAUAAUAAUUAAACAUGUAAAAAUAAAUUAAAUGUGUGUGUGUAUAUAUAUAUAUAUUUCCUGGCCAUAUCCAUGGCAGCACAACAAUGGGUAGCUCCUCCCCAUCCCUAGUUAGACAGGAACUAAUUAAAACAAGGGUAUAAGUACACCCUCCUACCCCUCCUACCCUCAGUCUUUUUGUUCCUGUCCUAUCUCUAGGACAGAUUAGUCUUUUCAGACUGAGAACUAUUUUUUUUAUGGCUUACUUUAAUGGUUUUUACCCUUGGCCCCAGGGGAGUUAAGCCUCUCUUCCUUGGGAAGCUCCAGUAUACGGCCCUGUGCAAAGGUGUCCCCCUGGAGAACCCCCCAUUGACCGGGGAAAGAUUGCAGUGACCCUAGGGGUAGCAAGCAUAAGGAGCCACUACCCUACUGACUGCAGUGACCCUAGGGGUAGCAGUUAUGGGCAAGGCAUAAACAGUAUGGAUAUACCCCCUUCUACCUUCAUUUUCCUGGUUAAUCCUGCCUUCUCUGAUUGGGAGACAUUCCUCCUCUUGAUUCAGCAGUUCUCUGCCGGUGUUUAUUCUCCCUUCUGGGGGAGUACAGGGCUUCCCUGGUGAUCUAGGGUUCCCCCUGUCCCUAUUCGUGGCAUUUUUGCCACAUUUCUGGUGGUCUGCUGAGGUUGGGAGACCUGGGGUCUCCUUGCUGCCUUGACAUCCGGUUUUCGCCAUUGCGCAUGCGCGGAAGUACCGGUUGCGCAUGCGCGGUACGUCGCGGUGCUGAUGACGUCAUUCAGUAGUUUGGGCGCCCUUUUUAAAGCGCCAAUACUGAAAUUUAACUUUCCUAUGGUACAGUGCGGUCUUCACCCAGUUUUGUGGUGCAGACUGAAGGUAAGUCUUUUAAAGGCACAGUUGGUCUGUUUUUUGUUUUUUAUUCAGUUGAUGUUUUUUGAACCUUAUUUUUAAGCCUUAUAGUAUUUCAUGGGCUUAACGUUUAUAGAUGAACUCAUGAGGUCAAAGUAAAAGGUCACUAUCUAAAUCUCAGGGGUAAGCCAUUUCCUAUAUGUUUUCUUAAAUUUUUCUUCUAAACAAAAGAGUGCUGGCUAAUAUUUUUCCCUUAUUAUAGUAGUACUAAAGGGAAAAAGACAACUGGAACAUCCAAAGGAAAGUCUCCCGCAAGGUCCCUAUGCGAAGCAUGUGACAAGAGGGCCCUGGAGGGUAAGCGCCUAUGCUCAGAUUGCCUACAGGCUGCAGGAUGUCCCACAUCAUCCACCCCGGAUUUGAUGCAAAUUAUUCAAAAUGCUGUAUCCCAAGGCAUUAAAGAGCCCACAAAAGACCUAGAUAUCCAGAUCCUCCCGACUACUCCCAAUACGACUCUUCAGAUGUGUCUAUGGAGGAGACAUACAGGGAGAGGUCAUCUUCCCCGGAUGAGGAAAAACAGCAUGCUCCUGACACUUUGGACCCAACCGAAAUGGAUCACUUAAUUUCCAAGGUCCGCAAGUCUCUGAGCAUGAAGGAAGGGCAGAAGCAGAUCUAACCUCAUGGGCAGUCUACAAGACAUUAAGCUGCCGUAGAUUUCACUACUGAAGCCUCAGUGGAUAUGGUCAAAGCAAUGACCAGGAACAUGGUAUUUUCCAUCUCAGCUAGAAGUUCUUUGUGGCUCAGAUCCUGGUCAGCAGAUGCUUCAUCUAAAAAUAGCCUCUGCUCUUUACCGCUCUAUGGAGACAUGCUCUUUGGGAAGAACCUGGAUGAUUGCAUUAAGAAAGCGGCAGAUGGCAAGAAUGCUUUUUUACCUUAAGAUCGUAGGCCUAAGAGAUCUUUUCGACCCAAAAGACCUUCAGAUCAAUCUUCCUUUUGGGACUUCAAAUCCUACAGACCAGGUAGAGAAUACGGAAGAUCCCAGCAUUGGAGAGGGGGACAGUCUUCAGUCAAGGGAGGAAGAUACAGAGGCUCUGCAUUCAGUAGGAACACGAGAGCUUUAUGACGAUUUGAUCUCCCAGCCUGGAGGGGUAGGAGCACGCCUCCUCCUAUUCCAAAAGAGAUGGGAGUCUUCUACCAAAGACAAGUGGGUGCUGGACAUCAUCAAAAGAGGAUAUCUUCUGGCAUUCAGAGAUGCCCCACCUCGUCGCAGUUUUCAAAUUACAAGAUGGCUGGGAGACAGAGACAAGAGAUUGGCUCUUCUGGAGUUUAUUUCUUCCCUACAGCAAGAAGGCGUCAUUAUGGAGGUUCAAAGGAGGAAAGAACACACAGGUUUUAUUCUCACCUAUUCCUCACAAAGAAGUCCUCAGGAGCAUGGAGACCCAUUCUAGAUCUUCACACCCCCAACAAGCGAUUGAACAUAAGAAGAUUCAAAAUGGAGUCACUUCAGUCCAUCAUCAAAGCAGUCUUCCCGGGGGAAUGGCUGAUGUCUGUAUAUCUGCAAGAUGCCUACUUCCAUGUUCCGAUCGCUCAACUGCAUCAAAGAUAUCUGAGAUUCGCAGUAGAAGGAGGGCACUUCCAGUUCCGAGCCCUUCCCUUUGGCCUCAGUAUGGCUCCUCGCACUUUCUCAAAGAUCCUGGUGAUCCUGAUAGCAGAAUUAAGAAAGAGGGGCAUUGCCAAUUUUCAUUAUCUGGACAACAUCCUUGUGCUGUCAGAGGACAGGUACACUCUCAAGCAACAGGGACAGAUCUGCAUUCAGUUCCUGCAGGAACACGGCUGGAAGAUAAAUGGAGAAAAGAGUCACCUUAUUCCUUCACAGUCCAUGCUUUAUCUAGGAGCCCUGUUCAACACUGCACUGGGGACAGUUCAGCUCUCAAGAGAAAGAGGAGUAAAGGUGAAGGAGAUAUGAAGAGUCAAGGUCGCCACAUCAGAGAAAGUCAUGAGCCUACUAGGAUCCAUGUCAUCAACCAUAGGCUUGACAAGAUGGGCGCAAUGGAGAAUGAGAACAAUCCAGAGGAAUUUUCUUUCCCAAUACAGAGGGAAGAAUCUACUCCAGCCCAUCAGGAUUUCCACCCCGGUCCAUCUAAGCCUGACAUGGUGGAUGAACAAGAAGGCUCUGUUCUCAGGGUUCCCCCUGGGGAACAUUCCCUGGAUUACUAUAACGACAGACGCCAGUCACUGGGGUUGGGGAGCCUACCUUCAGAAAUAGGACACCAGGGGAAGUGGGAGUUUCAUGCACACGAGACCCACUCAAACCUUCUGGAACUUCUGGCGGUUUUCAGAGCUCUGAAACACUUUCAGCAUUUACUACAGCACAAGUGGGUGAAGGUGAGAACGGACAAUGCUACAGUAGUAGCACAUAUCAAUCAUCAAGGAGGUACCCGAAGUCACAGUAUGGUAAGGUUUAUGAUUCCACUGAUGUCUUGGGCACAGAAGAACCUUGCGAGUCUAGUGGCAAUUCAUCUGCUAGGAGUGCAGAAUAUGGUAGCAGACUUCCUCAGCAGGGUAAGAAUAGACCCAGGAGAGUGGAGUCUCUCAGAUGAAGUCUUCAAGGAUAUUAUGAAGAAACGGGGUCUUCCUCAGAUAGACAUGGCCACCAACAACAACAACAAGCUCCAGGGAUUCUUCUCGAGGGGUCACGAACCGCAGGCCUGGGAGAGGGAUGCCCUAUCAUGCAUCUCCCCUCAUAUUUCCUCUACUAAGAAGGAUUCGUCAGGAACUAGUUUUCAUGAUCCUGAUUGCCCCAUAGUGGCCUCGCCGGCCUUGGUUCCCUCUUCUUCUGAGCCUCUGUCAGGAACCUCCGUGGGAUCUUCCAGCAGUUCCUUCUCUUCUGCACCAGGGUCCUAUCCUAUUCAGCAUCAGACCCAGCAUCACUCAACCUGAAGGCCUGGAGGUUGAAAGGGAAGGGCUGCUAGAGAAGGGUUUCUCGGCUGCAGUCACAAAUAUCCUGUUACAGGCUCGGAAGCGAUCCACUUACUCUACCUACUAUAGAAUUUGGGAUGCUUUUCCUUCCUGGGCCUCUCCCAAGCAGGUUAACAUACAGCAUCCUGCAAUUAAAGACAUCUUGGAGUGUCUACAAACAAGUCUGGAUAAGGGUUUGAGCUACAAUACCUUAAAGGUACAUAUCUCCGCUCUUUCAGCUCUCACUGACCACAAAUUGGCCUUUAAUCCAGAUGUAUCUAGGUUUCAUGCUGCAGUCCUCAAGAUUAAACCUCUGAUCAAGCCAUUUUCUCCCCAAUGGGAUCUACCCCUGGUAUUACAAGCCAUGAAGUCAGCUCCCUUCGAACCCCUGGAGUCCAUCUCUCCUCAUCUUCUUACCAUCAAGACCGUUUUGCUGGUGGCGUUAGCAUCAGGAAGAAGGGUUUCGGAGCUCAGUGCCUUAUCAGUAAAAGAGCCUUUCACAGUGUUUCACAAUGGUUCUAAGAACCAUUCCCGAAUUUCGCCCUAAGGUAACCACGGCCUUUCAUGUUAAUGAAGACAUAGUGCUUCCAGCCCUGACGCAAGAAGAACAUUCCCAAGAAGGAGGUUCUUCUCCACUGGAUUUGGUAAGAUGUUUAAGAAUCUAUAUUGACAGAUCUCUUGGCUGGCGUUCGUUGGAUCAGCUAUUCAUCAUCCCAAAUGGGGCUAGGAAAGGUCGCCAAGUUUCUAAAGAGGCCGUGAGCAGAUGGAUUGUCUCCGCUAUCAUUCAGGCUUACCUUGCCAGUGGGGUUCCAGUACCUAGCAGUCUAAAGGCUCACUCAAUCAGGUCUCUUUCCUCCUCUUGGUCAGCCGCAGCGAUUGUAUCUCCAGAGCUUAUCUGCAGAGCAGCUACAUGGUCUUCAGUGAACACCUUUAUUUGACAUUAUAAAAUAGAUGUCAGAGCUGGUCAAUGGGACAAAUUUGGUAAAAAUGUCCUUUCAGCAUCCAACUAAUGUCUUUCUUUUUGUAUUAUUUCACUUAUAGAUGUGUUAAUACACUUGCAAUACAAAAUAUUUUGAGUCCGUGUAUUCUUUUUCCUCCAUUGGUUUUGCUUGGGUAUUACCCAUUGAUGUGCUGCCAUGGAUAUGGCCAGGAAAGAGGAAAAUGUAUUCAUACUUACUGUAAUUUUCUUUUCCUGGUCAUAGGCCAUGGCAGCACAAAGAUCCCGCCCAGGGAUUUUUGCUGGAAAACAAGACUGAGGGUAGGAGGGAUAGGAGGGGGUACUUAUACCCUUGUUUUAAUUAGUUCCUGUCUAACUAGGGAUGGGGAGGAGCUACCCAUUGUUGUGCUGCCAUGGCCUAUGACCAGGAAAAGAAAAUUACGGUAUGAAUACAUUUUCCUCUAUAUACACACAUCUUAUAUAAGUAACGUCAUACGUAGUGUAUUUUAAUGUUAGUAUAAGUACAUAUAUUAGUAUUAAAAUACACUUAAAAUGAAGUUACAUAUAUAUGAUAUAUAUUUUAUAUAUAAUACAUAUAUUUUAUAUUUAUAUAUACAUGUAUAAUUACAAGAAUAAAUAAAUACAAUAAUAAAACAAAUAAAAAAAUUAAAAAUUCAAAUAAAUUAUAUGUACAUAUGUAAUUUCAUUCUUACUGUAUUUUGUUAUAUAUAUAUAUAUAUACAAACAUAUAUAUAUUGGAAACAAAAUACACUUAGCAUGACAUUCUAUAUUUAUCUAUCUAUAUAUAAAAUAUAAAUAACUGCAAAUAUGUAUAUAGAGAUAAAUAUAUAUAAUUACAUAAAUGAUUACAUAAGUAUACAGUAGAAUUUAAAUACAUAUAUAUGUAUAUAUAUAUAUUAAAAUUAUAUGUGUAUAUUUAAGUAAUCUUUUAACAUAAUUAUGUGAUUUCAUUAAUUAAAAUUUGAUUGACAUGCCUGACAACCCAGAGAAUCCAGAGAUUUGAAUUCGCAAGCACUAUAUUUAACCCUGUAACUUUCCAAGACACCAUAAAGCCUGUACAUGGCGGGUACUGUUUUACUCGAGAGACUUCGCUGAACACAAAUAUCAGUGUUUCAAAAUGAUUAAUUGUAUUACAACGAUGAUAUUUUCAGUAAAAUGAAAUUUUUGCAUUUUUCACACAUGAACGGCACUUUUACUGACGAUAUUAUUGUUGUAAUAUGUUUUACUGUUUUUAAACACUUAUGUUUGUGUUCAGUGAAGUCUCCCAAGUAUAACAGUACCCCUUAUAUACAGGUUUUAUGGUGUUUUGGAAAGUUAGAGAGUCAAAUAUAAGGCUUGUAUUUAAUUUUUUUCACAUUGAAAUUUGCCAGUUUGGUAAUGUUGCCUUUGAGACCAUAUGGUAGUCCAAGAAUGAGAAUUACCCCCAGGAUUGCAUAACAUUUGCAAAAGUAGACAACCCAAGGUAUUGCAAAUGGGGUAUGUCCAGUCAUUUUUCAUAGCCACUUAGUCACAAACACUGGCCAAAUAUUUGUUUUUUUCGUUUUUCACACAAAAACAAAUAUCAAUGCUAACAUUGGCCACUGUUUGUGACUAAGUGGCUACUAAAAAAGACUGGACAUACCCCACUUGCAAAACCUUGGGUUGUGUACAUUUGCAAAUGGUAUGCCAUCAUGGGGGUAAUUCUCAUUCCUGAGCUACCACACUGUCUCAAAGGUAACAUUACUAAUCUGGCAAAUUUUAAUGUGAAAAAAAGGAAAAAUGGAAUGUGCUAUGUUUGACCCUGUAACUUUCCAAAACACCAUAAAACCUGCUAAAGGGGGUUACUGUUUUACUCAUGAGACAUUGCUGAAUACAAAUAUGUGCAUUUUAUUGCAGUAAAAGCAAACAGUAUCGUGACAUUUACAACUAAAAUGUCAGACGGAACUACAAUUUUGUAUUUAAAUCUUAAUCUCUCACAGUUGUUUUUAUUUUAUUCAUAAUAAGUUAUGUUUCAUACAUGAAUAGUUCAUGAGAAAUUAAAGCCCUGUUUUUCUGAACAAAAUGAUAUAUAAUAAGUGUGGGUGCACUUAAUAUGAAAGAGGUGAAUUAUGAUUGAACAGACAUAUAGCGCAAAUUCCAGGUUUUGUUCACAUUUUAUUUUGAUCAGAACGUAUACUAUUGACUCUGUCCUGAAGGGGCUAAUAGGGGCAUAUGAAGAUGAUAAAAAUAAUUGACUAUUGGAUUACACUGUAAACUCGAUUUAGUCAUUACUUAACUUUUAAUCUCAAUUAUUAAUUUUAGCAGACACUGAAUAUUGAGAUCGAAAGAAGAACAAUUGAAGAAGAAGCAAAGGGUGGUUAUCAUUUUGCAAUGAGCGGAAAGUCAUAUCAAGCUAUUUUACAGCAUUUCCCGUGUUUAUUGCCCAAGGUAUGUUGGAUGUUAAAGGUCUAUUGCUAUAAACAUACGAGGUUUGGCUUUCAUAUUUGCCAUAGAGGGGAAGUUUACCAAGGCAAAAUCAGGUGUUUUUCUGGGGCAUAGAGCUAAACAUUUAGAGCUUUGCAAUGAGAUUAUCACCUGUUUGUUUUUGAUAAAUAUCCCAUUUGAAAUCUUAUUUUAAUAUUCUCUGGGGAGUACUUCAAAUCAGCAAAAUAACUCACUGACUGUCAAUAAACAAAAUACCUUAAAACAAUAAUUAGAAUAAAAACAAUAUUUCAGAUUCUGAAAAUAAACAUUUGGUUAAAUGUGUGGUUCAGAAAUACAUAUCAUGUUGUAUUUUUUACUUUAAUGAACAUUUCACCUACGGAAAGAGGUAGUUAUGCUAAGAUUUAUGAUAGCAACUUAUAUAUUUACGAACAAAAUCAUUAACAGCACAUCUUACUUACAUAUAUACUAGGAUUUAUAAAUAGUGAUGAAGCCAUUGUUAGGGAUGAAUAUUUUUCCCAUCUGUAAAACCCUGCAAGUCAUGCUACUCUAUUUUUGUCCUUAUUUCCUCCAUUGGUCACAAAUGUUCCCCAUUACUAAUAACUAGCCCUAAAUAUAAACUUUUCCUCGUGCCGUUUAUAUUAAUGUGGUAAUGCGCAAUGUGAUUUAUUGCAGUUGAUGGUGAAUGGAGCUAUUUUUGCAAGAAUGUCACCAGGACAAAAAUCAAGUCUUGUUGAAGAAUUUCAAAAACUUGAGUAUGUUUAAUAUUUAUCAUAACUGUUUGACUCUAAAUUCUAACUCUUCUUUCUUUAGGACAGUGAGAUUUGUAUCAAAAUAUUAGAUUUUUAAAAAACAUAUUUUAUGACAUUUGUUCAUAUGGCAGGAUACAUGCAAUAUAGGGGCAGUAUACAAUAUUUAAAACUUGUGUAUUUAAAACUUGUGCUCUCUUACACCACAGUAACAAUACAAAAUUGCUAUAUUAUGUAUUUCAAAGUAACCUCACCCUUCCAAUCAUAUAUUUGUCAGCCAUCCAAUUAUAAAGUGCAAAAUGCAGUGAUUAAUAUAAUUACACUCAUAUACAUUUAAUUUAGUAUGGAUACUCCACAUACAUAUAUUCAUGAAAAAAAUGCUUGUAAGCAUUUAGGAAGCCUUGCAAUUGGCAUAAACCAUAAAUAUGUCAAUGAUUGUAAUUAUUUUAUUCUUCUUAAUUCUUAGUAAAUAAUUAACACAUUCCUGUAAUCUUUUCAUUCACAUGGAUCCCAACAGUUACUACGUAUGCAUGUGUGGAGAUGGCGCUAAUGACUGUGGUGUAAGUAUCUACAUUUAAAAUUUUAUAUCGACUCAGCAGGAUGUCAAAUAUUUAGACAAAUGACCAGUCCGUUUUUUAAAAUGUUUUCCUACAAUAAAAUGUCAGCUUCAACUGGCUUAUUUCUUUCUUUAGAUAGUUAGGAUUGCUUUCUACAUGUCUUAAUCAUCUUUGAAUUUCUUUAUUGUGUUGGCAUUCACUAAACCUGUGCCAAGUAUCUGUGAUAGUAUUUAACACCUUAACCAUGUUACACUGGUUAAUUUGGUCUAAAUAAGUGCUUUUGUGGUUUAAAGGCCCUGUCUGGGCACCAGAACAACUUCAUAAAAAUGAAGUUGCUGUGGUGGCAGGAGGUCCCUGGCACAGCCUGACCUUUAGGGAUAAUAAAUAUAAAACAUAUAAUAGUUCGCAUCCCAACUGCACUCACACACUGGUUAACUCCAAAAACCGUGAUAUAUAAACACAAAACAGCAAAGAACUGUGUGUUGCACCAUAAUUGGAAGAUUAAAAUAUGUGAAAGCACCAGUAUAUUCACAAUGCUUACAUACUCUGGCAAAACUCUUCAGAGUCCAGAUAGAAACAUAGAAACAUAGAAUGUGACUUCAGAUAAGAACCAUUCGGCCCAUCUAGUCUGCCCACUUUCAUUUGACCCUAGCUUUAUCUUAUAGUUAGGAUAGCCUUAUGCCUAUCCCACACAUGCUUAAACUCCUUUCCUGUGUUAACUUCUACCACUUCAGCUGGAAGGCUAUUCCAUGCAUCCACUACCCUCUCAGUAAAGUAAUACUUCCUGAUAUUAUUUUUAAACCUUUGCCCCUCUACUUUAAGACUAUGUCCUCUUGUUGUGGUAGUUUUUCUUCUUUUAAAUAUAGUCUCCUCCUUUACUGUGUUGAUUCCCUUUAUGUAUUUAAAUGUUUCUAUCAUAUCCCCCCUGUCUCGUCUUUCCUCCAAGCUAUACAUUUUAAGAUCCUUUAACCUUUCCUGGUAAGUUUUAUCCUGCAAUCCAUGAACCAGUUUAGUAGCCCUUAUCUGAAUCCUCUCUAAGGUAUCAAUAUCCUUCUGAAGAUACGGUCUCCAGUACUGUGUACAAUACUCCAAGUGAGGUCUCACCAGUGUUCAGUACAAUGGCAUGAGCACUUCCCUCUUUCUACUGCUAAUACCUCUCCCUAUACAACCAAGCAUUCUGCUAGCAUUACCUGCUGCUCUAUUACAUUGUCUGCCUACCUUUAACUCAUCAGAAAUAAUCACCCCUAAAUCCCUUUCCUUAGAAGUUGAGAUUAAGACUCUAUCAAAUAUUCUGCACUCUGCCCUUGGAUUUUUACGUCCAAGAUGCAUUAUCUUGCACUUAUCCACAUUAAAUGUCAGUUGCCACAACUCUGACCAUUUUUCUCAUUUACCUAAAUCAUUUGCCAUUUGGCUUAUCCCUCCUGGAACAUUAACCCUGUUACGUAUCUUAGUAUCAGCAAAAAGACAAACCUUACCAUCAAGACCUUCUGCAAUAUCACUAAUAAAAUAUUAAAGAGAAUGGGUCCAAGUAUAGAUCCCUGAGGUACCCCACUGGUGACAAGCCCAUGCUUCGAAUAUACUCUAUUGACUACAACCCUCUGUUGCAUGUCACUCAGCCACUGCUUUACCCAUUCAACAAUAUUGGAAUCCAAAUAUUGGAUACAAGUAUACAGUGAUCCAGAUGUAAAUAGUUUCUUAUUAAAUGUUUAAUCUCUUCAAAAUAUAAAAAAUUAACAACAUAUUGAAAAACCACACAAAACUACAAUAAAAUUAGGGAUAAUAUUGCACUCACUAAUGUAAGGUUAAGAAAGGUAUCCCUAAAGGUGAGCCAGCGCCAUUGACAUGAUGCCCUCAUAACAACCUCAUUUUGGUGAAGUCUUUAUGAUGCCAAAAAAAAGUUUUUUUAAAUUUACUGUACAAAUUAUUUUUGAUAUGUUGAGUUCAUUUAAUAAUGAUUAAAUAAAUACUACUCAUUUCCAGGCUCUAAAAGUGGCCCAUGCAGGAAUAUCCCUCUCUGAACAAGAGGCAUCGGUGGCUUCUCCAUUUACUUCACGUACUCCAAACAUAAGAUGUGUACCACAGCUGAUAAAGUAAGUUUCUGUCUUCUGUAUUUUUUUUCUUGAAAAAACAUUACAAGUCAGGAGGAGGGAUUUUGAUCUGCUCACAGUUUGUCUCCUUUUUAAAAAAACACAAGUCAAUUAUUUUUUAUUUUUUAUUAAAACCCUGAUGAUGUUUUCGUAUCCCAUAAAUCAGAUUACUUAUUGUAGAAAACAUUUCUCUUUUCUCAAGGGACACAUAACCCCAUGAUAACAAUACAUUAUUUGAAAAUGGUCUUUGAGUAGAUGCUAGGUUCCGCUCACUUACCUUCUGACCCUUUAGAUUCUAAUUGUAGACUCUGAUUUAAAACUUGAAUGAUUGUGUUUUUGAGAUUUAUAUAAUUCAUUUAUCCUUCUACAAAGAGACUUUGUUAGAAAGCAGAUGAUUCCUGUUAAAACACCAAAGUGACAUUUUAAAUAGAAAAGAUGAUAUAUGACAGUGGAACAUGAUGGCUCAUGAUUAAAAAAACAUUUUGUUGUCUUUGCAGAGAAGGGAGAGCUGCUCUUGUAACAUCAUUUUGUGUGUUCAAGUAUAUGACGCUGUAUGCCAUGAUACAGUUUAUUUGUCUGCUGCUCCUCUACUGGGUAAAUAUAUAUAUAUGAGUUUUAUUUUGUUAUACACUGAAAUCCUUUAAUAUUUUUCAAAUAGAAAGGCUUUUAUAGAAUAACAGCAUAUAAAGUCAGAGAAGGGAAUUUAUGUGCCUCUUAAAUUUUCUUGAUGAUUGCCUUAAAGGGACACUCCAGGCACCCAGACCACUUCUGCCCAUUGGAGUGGUCUGGGUGGCAACUCCCACUACUCUUAACCCUGCAAUUGUAAUUAUUGCAGUUUUUUUUUAUAAACUGCAAUAAUUACCUUGCAGGGUUAACUCCCCCUCUAGUGGCUGUCUAGCACAGGAAACCUGUUUCUAGCACAGGAAACCUGUGCUAGAGCGUCACUGGACAUCCUCACACUAUGUGAGGACCUCCAGCGUUGCUCAUUUCCCCAUAGGAAAGCAUUGAAAUUUCCUAUGGGGAUCAGUCUCGCCCACCGGCCGACGCAAUGCAGAGGAGGAGUGGCGGCGGAGGAGGAAGCUGCGAUGAGGGACAUCGUCGCUCCCUCAGGUAAGUUACUGAAGGGGUUUUCACCCCUUCAGCAACCGGGGAUUGGGGGGGUGGGAGGGAGAGGGGACCUGCGGUGCCAGGAAAAUUAAUUGUUUUCCUGGCACUGGAGUUUCCCUUUAAGGGACUGGACAUCCUUGAGAACAGGCUGAGGGUAAGACUUGAGCAACAAGGAGGGGGCUGCCAUUGGUCAUCUGUUGCCAGCAAACUGUUUGUGCUGAAGAAAAAAUGCCUAAUACUGACAAAAUUAACAUUAUUCAGCUCUGAACUUUCAUUCUGGGCUGGCUAAAGAAGCUGCUGGAGGUGUUUUAAUUCUGUAUCUGUAGCGUUUCUUACUUAAAAUACUGCACAUUCAUACCACAAGCACCAUAACCAUUCAAAUUACUGAAGUAGUCACGGUGCUUGCGAUAACCCUACACAAUAAACAGAAAAACUCGCUUUCUAAAUAAGGUAUGGAUUUUGUGGCUUCAGAAAUUCAAUGAAUCUACCAAGUCUGUCAGAGAAGCAAUACAAUGUAGCAUUUUUCCUCAGAAUGAAAUAAUUGAUAGAUUCUUUAUAGCAAUAUACACAGCACAUCAAAUAAUACAUGUACCCUUUUAGUAUGUAUUCAGUAUUUAUGCCUGCUUUUUGUCUGUUCUUCUUUAGCAAAUAAACAUCCUGUCCAACUACCAGCUUCUUGUACAAGAUGUUGCUGUCACCAUCCUUGUCUGCUUAACAAGUAAGAUACAAAAAGUGGAAAUAUUAGAAAUAAUCAUUAUUUAUUUUUAUUUAUUCUGGGUCUUUUCUUUUAAUACAGGGAAUAUGUAAAAAGGAAUGCCAAUAACAUUUUACACUGAUAUGCUGGCUGCUUCGUUUAUAGAUAUUUGCCUGUUUUUUUAAUUAGUUAUGCAAUGUCAUUGAUAUCUGCUUACAUAGUCAAAGAAUUAGCUUUUAAUUGACUGAGUUAUCGUAAAACUAAUUUUAUAUUGCUGCAGUUAUACUACCUUUAGUUAAAACUGUGGAUGUGUGAUGCCAUCUAGUGACACAAUGGCAUGAAAUACAAAUUUAAAGUGUACAAAUUCAAGAUCAAGUGUGUUUCAUGUUAAACAAAUUAUACAGAAAAAAACCCACAAAAUGUAACAAACAUAUUCUAUGUAAACAACUAAUAUUAUGAGCACAAUGGGGUAAAAAUGGUAGAUUUUAAGUUUUAAAUAUGCUAUUUUGUGCUAUUCAUAGUGAUAUUUACCUUCCAUAUUUUAGUUAAUAUCACAGCAUUUAUUUAUGCUAUAUUGGAUUUGGAUGUUUAAGGCACAAAUAAAGAAAAUAAGAUUUAAAAUUUGUUAACUUUUAUUUAUUUAUUCAUUUAUGUAUCUGUUUACUUAUUGCACAAUUCAGUUUUAUGGGCAUAGUUGGUGUAUACACUCCUACAGUGAAUCACAUAGGAGGUGUGAUCCACCCACAUGAGACAUCCUGGGAGUAAUAUGGUUGUUUGCUGUCAUUAGCAUUUCAAUUAAGAAACUUUCUAUAGGGCGGCUUUUUUAAACGUAAAAAAUGGUAAAUGGUAGCUUAAUAAUGUUUUAAUUUCAAUAUUUAUUGCUAAAUAUAACUCAUAUUUAUAUCUCAGUAUGUCUCCACCUAUAUUUAAGUUAUCUAUAUUUUGAUUUAUUUUUCAGUGAGUUUAAACCAUGCGUACCCCAAAUUGGCUCCAUACAGACCUCCAGCACAGCUCAUGUCACCACCUUUAUUGCUUUCAGUUGUUCUGCAUUCAGUUUUAACUCUUGCCAUCCAAGUCUAUGGCUUCCUCCUUGUCCAGCAGCAGUCUUGGUACUCUACAUACCCUCCUAGGUGAGUUGUACUCUCUGUAGGGUGUAAUCUUAUUUAGGUUCUUUUUAAAUAUUGAGAAUAAUAUAUUCCUAACAUUAUGAUAUUUUAUAUAUGCAUUUUAAAAAUAAUUUAUAAAACAGAGGUGACUAAAGAGUAAUCUCUACCUUACAUACCUGUCUCCUGCUCUCUCCUAUGGGACAGUGCUUUGCUCUCUCCUCCAGCUCUGCUUCACUCCUACUUGAUAUUUCCUGUCCUAAUGUUUCUAAUACCCCACCUCCUAUAGUCUGUAAGCUCGUUUGAGCAGGGUCCUCUUCAACCAAUUGUUCCUGUAAGAUUUCUUGUAAUAGUCCUAUUUAUUGUUACAUCCCCCCUCUUAAAAUAUUGUAAAGCGCCACAGAAUCUGUUGGCGCUAUAUAAAUGGCAAUAAUAAUAAUAAUAAAGGUGUAUCCCCAGUCGUUCAACUACAACACACAUAAUGCUCAUUGGAUUAAGAUUGACAAAGCAUCAUACUAGUUUAACAAUUACUGGAAACCUACAUUUGGCCAACCAUGCUAUAAGUGAAGAGUGUGCAGGAUAAAAAAGAAAGGACAAAAUGUCUAUCUUUACACCAUGUUGUUUAAAGGAACACUGCAGCAUUAGAAACAAAUGUAUGUCUAAAGCAAGAUUGUUCCAUAAAUAACUUGGAUUAUACUUCCCCCAUUCCUGUAAAAAUAUAUACGUUACUUAUCUCUAAUCCAGUGAAAAAUGUUCUCCUUGCCGUAGCUCUGCUUCACACUUGAGAAGCCAUCAGUAGUGAGGAUCUCCUUAGUUAAUCACAUCUUAAAGAGCAAAAUUUUGGGGCCUUGUGGUGCAUGCUGCACCAAUAGAAUGCUUCACAUAAAAAAAGCACUUAAUCCAGUGCUUCUCUAUGAGAAGCCCUCACUUCUGCUUUGAGUGAGCCCUAAAAUUGGUCUGAUAAAAACUGGAAUAAAAAAAAUGCAAGCUAUAUUCGUGAAUCUCAUUAAGUGAGUCAGAUGGCAUUCAGUUUCCCAAACUAAUAAACUUUCUCAUAUAGAAUGAAUUACAACCAAAUUACAAGAAAAUUCCCUCAUGCAUUCAAUCUGAUUCAAACCAUGUAGAUUUGGAACCUACCUGCAACAGUCCCCUUAUCUCGUAGUAACACCCAACCAUAAAUUCCCACCAAAUCUUACCCUUAUCUUAGUGGCAUCUUUAUUUAUUUAUAUUUUAUUGCUAGGAAAUUCAGCUGCUAUCCCAUUCUUUUAUAAUGCAGCUGGAGCUAUUUUCAAAUUAUUCUCACAUUUAAACAGAGCUGGUACACAUUUGUCUCAAAGUUUUUUUAAUUUGGUUGAUAGGGAAUAUAGUAAUUCUCACAGAACCAACAAGUUGAGAGCAUUUAGUAAAUAUACUAAUAUAUUUAGAUUUCCUCAUAAAGUAUUAUCACAUUGUAUAAACCUAUCACAGCCCAAAUGCACCCCGUUUUUAGCUCCUACUCAUUCUAAUGCCAAUGACGACCCAUGAGCUUAAUCCAUCCCAUGAGACAUUCAUAAUUGUAAGCCUUCUGAAGUUCCUUGUGAUGAUCCUGUAAUGAGUAUCAGUGACCACAUUUUUGUAUCAUAUUUUGUCUAAUUAGUCAUCCAAUACAUGUGAAUUGGAACAGGUUAAUAGAAUAUACAAAAUACAGCACACUCUACUGCAUAUUCAGUUGAAAGGUACCUUCCUGUUCUAUAUAUUAUAGCAGACGUUUGACCAAAAUAUCCCGUCUGUCUUUGAGAGAGGUUUUUAAUAAUGCAUAUUCCAUCCCUUUGGUUUUCGAAGAUGCUCCUUCAUAAAAUUCAAAAUGUUUCUUCCUGUAUUAUCCUCAAAAAGUCUCAGGCUAAUCAAGUCUCAUUUCUGCAAACCCCACCCACUCAAUUUUCAUCCGGUACACAUAUCAUAUUACAUUCUUCUAUAACCCCUAAUCUCCUCAGACUGUAUCCCUGUAGACCUUCCACUGUAUCCCUAUCCUCCUGUACCCCUACCUUAAGCCCCACUUCUAUGUGCUACUAUUCAUAUUUUAAUUAUUUUUCUCUUUACAUCCAAACCCCUAGAAAAAACAAGUAAUCACAUCCUUUCAAACAUCCUUACAUUACCUUCUUAACCAGUUAUCUAUCCAACUCAUCUAUUAUCAUUACUUAUCUCAUACCCUACUCCUGACCUUUGUGUCCAUCACAAUAACCCAUCCUAUUGCUAUAGUAUAGUUCGAUCCAAUGUUAUUCCAUAAGAUUCAGUUUUAUAUGCGGUUAAUGAUCACUUUAUAAUGAAUGUGAUUAUUGCCAAUCUGUGUAAAAAAUGUGAACAAUAGAUAAUAUACAAGUAAACAAACAGAUAAACAAAUAAAUAAAACAUCCAGCACUUGACAUUUCAUGCAUGGUUUGUCUUUUUUACAGUAUGUGCACAUCUGGUAAUGAAAGUAUGACCACCAAUGCUGAUAUGUUUCAUAACAACGGUAGUAUUAACAUAACAAGUCCAAAUACACGUCUAAAACUAAACAUCAGUCAUGAAAGCUAUGAGACUACAACCCUAUGGUACCUAACUACAAUUCACUGUAUAAUCGUUGCAUUUGUGUUCUCCAAGGGAAAGCCAUUUCGACAGCCAAUUUACACUAACUGUGAGUAUCAUUUAGUCACAACAUGUUAGGCUUGGCAAUGAAAUAUACUACGACAAAUUCAAAAUUCUCUUGCAAAUCCCCAAAUAUUGCAUUAUCCUCAUUGGGCUUUACUUACUCCAGGAAGUAGCUUGGUCCAUCAGGGAGCAUGUUAGAAAGGGCAACAUGGAUCAAGAAAAUGGGUUAAGAUAUAGCUUUUUGGCAAUCUACAAACCAAUAAAAAUUACAGCUAAUUUUUUAGGCCAAAAACUAUAAAGUGCAUAACAAUGGGGUUGGUGCCUGGUGUGUUCCUUUGAAGAAUCAUAACAUAUAAAAUGAUGGCAUUUAUAAUAUAGAAACAUAGAAUGUGACAGCAGAUAAGAACCAUUCGGCCCAUCUAGUCUGCCCAACAUCAUGUAGUUUAUUAAUGAAAUGAGAAUUAUAGAAAAAAAGAGUAUUGCAUAGUUUGAAACUAAACCACAGACCUGGAAAAAAACAACUUAUCUCACCUAUCAGCCCAUUGACUCUCUCGAAUAUUUGCUACUAUAAUUUUUGAUUGUGCAAUGCUGAUCACUGAACUUUUUGUCCUAGUGGUUGGUGGGUUUGAAAAUGUCUGGUUUAGUGCUAGUGAUAUUUUAAAGAAUAAUCCUGACUUUACUACUUGUUUCAUUCCAGAUAUAUUCACUUUUGUUUUAGUGGCUCAACUUGGAGUUAGCAUCUUUCUUUUAUUUGCUGACAUAGAAAAUAUAUAUAAUGUUAUGGAGGUAAGUGGGUCUUUUUUACAUACAACGAUGCCCUGUUUCUGUCAUUAGUUGGCUGGUCUGAAACUGAGAUGGGUGGAUAAACGGGAGGAGAGGGGUGGGGUGAGACUGAAAAAGCUCCCCUAGGUGAGAAGCAUGUCCAAUAUGCAAUCUGGCCAAGUUUAUAGUAUGUCUACAUGCUUUUCAACGUUUUCUUGAUUUAUUUUGCGCUGUAUAUUUGUUUUAAAAGUGUUGGCUUGCUGGUUUGAAAAAAAAAUUGUCUGUCUCUGUAAUAAUUUUAUGACAGAUAUAUUUUGAAGUCUAUCAUUAUAACUUAUAUGGAUUUGCAUAGGUAACAUUUAUUGCAGUUGAUCAAUUUCUAUUUUAGUGCAUUUUCACUAAGUAAAACAAAUCAGAGUCACCUGCCCACAUGUUGAUGUGUGUUAAUGUAAAAAUUAGAGAAUAGCUUGUUUAAUAACCAGCCAUUCUCCGGAUUCAAAUUUGUUGCAGAAGUGCCCAAAUGUGUAUCCUAGAAUGCUCUCUCUACAUGUAUACCAUACUCAUGACAACCGGCCAUCAAUUUGUCCUACUACUGCCAGGCAGAAUGGGUUCUCCCUUGUAAUACUGGUGCCCUAGUCAAACUAAGCUUUUAUACUCUCCAUCUUUGUAGCUUCAUACUAUAUGUUUUGCUACCUCUGCAUGUAGGCUUGACAAAGACAUCAAUACAUUGCUGGGUCAGCUUUGAAAAAUGCUGGUUGAUGUUUCAUUGGUUUAGUGUGCAAACAUAUUUUUCAGAAUAUUUCCAAUACAGCAGACUUAAUAUUGUGGAAAUAAAAUAUUCUUGUUUCUAGUAAAAUCAUAAAAAAUAACAGUCAUAUUUGAUUAUUGCCUGAAAGAUAGACUCCCACUUACAAUCUCCUGUAAUUGUGAUAUUGAGUCUAGAAAAGAACAUAGUAACGGGAUUGACAACCAAAUACAGUUUUCUAUAGGAAUAAGGAAGAAAUAUUAUGUUUACUAAACAAUGCAAUAAAACAACCAGGCAUUAGAGUUAACCAAUAUAUUUGUUAUAUAUUUGUUAAUGGUAAAGUUACCUACACAGCAUAAACACAGCACACACUUUACUAACAUGCAUGUAAAUGUGGGCGCAUAGUCCAUUCUCAUUGUCACCCAUGAUACCCAUGUUUAUGAUAUCAAUGAUGGUUUCUGUGCCCCAUCUGCAUAGAAUGCACUGGAUAUACAGUACUUUUGCUCCUUUUUGUGUACUGUAAAAAUUGCAUGAAAUGGAGUGCUUACAUGCUUUCUGCUCAUCUCUUGCUCAAGAAAUAUGAGAAAUAUUCGCAAGAAAAAUCCCAGUAGCAUUUCUAAUGCAGUGUGCAGAAUCUGUCUAAAUCUAAAGUUAACUUUUGCAAUUUAAAAUGAGAUUUACAAAGUGAUGUAUGUAUGCAUAUAUAGUUGUCUAUUAUUUAACAUCCGCUAAAUGGAAAAUGUUAACAUUGGAUAGUUCUAAAAUUAAUAUUUACUCUUUUUUAUUCAGCUUGUCUGCACUUCAACUUCCUGGAGAAUCACCAUUUUCAUUAUGUUGAUCAUCACUGUUAUUUUAUCAAUUUUAGCUGAAGUAAGUCUUACUUAUACUGCACACAAUUAGUAAUGCAUACUGGUGUACAUGUAAGAGGUACAGAAACACAUAAUAAUGUGAUUGGGACACUUUGACGAUGAACACCAUUUAACACAGCAAUUUUGCAUAAACAUUAGGUAGGCAUAUUAUUUAUGUAGUGUAUGUGGGUAUCCACUCGAAUGAUUCAAAGUGGGAAGGAAUAUAUAUAUAAUAAUAAGGUAUAUGUAUUUAGCUGCAUCCCUGGUGUCAAAUAUUGGAAUGUCUCAUCUAAUUUUUCCCAAAAACAUUUUAACAUUUUAAUGGAAGAAAUAUUAUAUAUAUAUAUAUGUAUUGUGGAUAUCACUAGUAAAUAAAUAAUGAUCUUUGCAGUGUGUGUGUAGAAGUAAAUUAAUACAAUUGCCGCAGCUCAUUUCUAAAUUUAGAGCAUGGCAUUAUGGUUACUUCACUGGAUAAAAUCCAGCAGUGGAACAAACCUGAACCAAUAUUGUCCACAUAUUUUAUAUUCGUAAUUUAGACCCAUGCAUAUUUAACGAAAUUAAGUUAUACUGCACCCAUUAUAUUUGUAAUUCUUUCUUUCUUUAGCAUUCUGUAAACAAUUUGUUGCAAGAGGCAUAUAAAAUCCUCUUAUGAAAUGUAUAUGUGUUCCACUCUGUAAUACUGAAAUGUGAAUUUAAUGUAGUUCUAUUUCACUUUUCACAACCAUUUUGUUUAAAACUUGUGAUGAACACUUGGUACAAAAUAAGCAGCCCUACACAUAAUGUAUACAGAUUGCUCAGAGGCACAUAGAUAAUUACAUGUAUAUAUAUAUUUUUUCCCCAUUAUUCAUUUACCCAUGACAGAAAUAUUGAGCAAAUCUUUUUUUUUUUUUAAAUAAAAUAUAUAUUUAGGUAGUGGAUUAUAUUUUGUUGCCUCAUGCAUGAUUAAAUAAUAAUGAUAUCUAUCUACUUAUUGUCUUCUAUCAAUAGGAGCUGAUAAUAGAGAACAGGAAACUUUGGCUGCUCUUAAAGAAAUGUUUCAAAUACAAGUCAAAAAGUCAGUACAGAAAAACAAUCAGGUUGGUUGAGGCAGAUACCAACUGGCCUCCAAUAAAUAGGACAUACCGGACAAAACCAGUUAGUCGUCAUACAAAUGAAAAGACAGAAGUGUACAUCAACCCAACAUUUGAAAAUGAAGAGUUUCUGAAGUAG
Pelobates cultripes (western spadefoot toad) is the source of this 52478-nucleotide messenger RNA. The record is from the annotation of a GenBank genome assembly. NCBI's taxonomy places the organism in Eukaryota, Metazoa, Chordata, Amphibia, Anura, Pelobatidae.